CACAAAACAAGCAGGCUCUUACCUUUCUACACACAGGGGGGGCUGGAUUUAAUAUCUAUAUAAAAAAUAAUAAUAAUAGAAUUGUAUCACUGCAGCAGAUACAAAGCAGCAAAGCCUGGUCACUGGGGCUCCUUGUCAUUCUAUGUGUGGGGCAGAGGUUUGGAGAGGGGAAGGACUGCACUGAGGACCUGGGACAUGUGGAGAUGGUGGUGAGGUCUGUCCAAUUAGAGGACAAACCCUGCUGUUUGGAUGGAGGGCUCCUGGCUGAAGACUGGGGCAUGCAAAUGAGAGGAGCUUCUGUUUCACGACAAACCACGUGCUGGUGUUUCUCAAACCCUGGCUUUAGAAGAGGACUCACUAUAUAAACCACAAAAGCCAUAAUCAUGACGAUUCCAGCCUCCUGAAAAAAAAGGGACACACACACAUUUUCAGGACAAACUGUGGCUUUUUCUCAUCUCCCAACCGCACUGUUCUUUUUUAUUAUUUUUGUUCUACUAAGCCUUGAACCAGGAGAUCCUGCAAUUUCUUCUGGAAACACAGAGAGAGAGAGAGAGAAACAAAAACUGUGUAUUGUGUUUCUAAUGUCACAAGCUGAUCUGGAGCUGAGAGGAGGUCUGGGGGCUUAUUGUGGACUUUGUACAUGGCACUGGCUGGACAUGGUUGUGAGCUGAGGUCUCCAGCGCGUCAGGACACAGUGGACCUUCUGGUCGGCUCAGCUCCUGCCGAUCUCCCCUAGGUUGGCAGCUCUGGAUCAGCUGCUGUUCUGGAACCAGCCAGCGAGAGUGCGGAUUCCUGAGCUCCAGCCUGAACCUGGGUCCAGAGAGAUCUCCAGCCAUAGAUGAGUACAGUGACCUAGAGAGAGCACUUUCAAUGUUACUGACUGCAUGCUUCCCUUACUUACAGCACCUCACAAUGAGACAGUUAGACAUUCUCACUUGGCUAACACAGGGACAGGCUGAGGCUUCUUCAUCUUAGAUACAGAGUGACAGAGACAACACCCAGAAUUAGAUACACUUUAUCCAAAAACUAGAGUGUACCUACAGAUCAACAGACUUAACUUAUCAUUGAGACUGCAGUCCGACCUAGAGACUUCACCCAGAGACUGCAUACUGCUUUAGAAACUUCACCCUGAGUCAGAGACUUCAUCCUGCUUUAGAGACUUCACCAUUCAUGAGGCAGAUUUUAUCCUGAGCUACAUACUUUAUCCAGACCUAUACAUUGUAACCCCUGAGACAGGCUGCAUUCUACCCAAAAAUUAACUCCUGAAACAGACUGUAUUCUACCCAAAAAUUAACUCCUGAGACAGGAUGCAUUCUACCCAAAAAUUAACCCUUGAGACAGGCUGUAUUCUAACCAAAAAUUAACCCUUGAGACAGGCUGCAUUCUACCCAAAAAUUAACCCUUGAGACAGGCUGCAUUCUACCCAAAAAUUAACCCCUGAGACAGGCUGCAUUCUACCCAUAGAUUUAACCCAUAGCAUCCUGACAGAUCAAACUGAAUCAUUUCUAUUAUAAAGAAACAAUAAGUUGGCUACUUACUCCUCACCCCAUGCCUCCCAUCACAGUGACUGUGCCCUACCUAUAGUGUGUGUAUUGUCACUUUAUAGCAAGCCCACCAGUAAAGCCUUACAGUUUACUAAGUAAAUGCAACGUUUCGACUAGCACAAUCCGGUCAGUUAGUCCAAAUACAUGUAACACUGCCAAAACUCUGUGAUCAUACUACGUAGUGUGUGGACUUUAGAUUACCCAGUGACCCUUCUUCAGCUGGUGCUCUCUCCAUCCAGACAAUCAGUGACUACUCUGCUCUUAAAAUCUCAGCCUUGGUCCUCCUGGACUCCCUCUCUGUAACCCAGCAACACAGAGUGUCUGUAACCUUCUCUGACCAAGAGAACACUGGGACUUGAUACAUUGUUUCAUAACAAGGAGAGAGACCCCAGCCACCCAGCAGGCAGUGCCACCAAGGAGGGACAAUAGGAUCAGCUGGCGACAACCUCUACAAGCCAACUUAGAAGAUACCACAGAGGAUAACUCCAUGCCCCCCAGCUGUGAAUCCCCAAAAACCCAUUUGUGGCUCCUAAGACUUCCAGCAGCAUUUGGACACUGAUCCUCACCAGCCCAUGAACCCACAUAAAAGAAGGGCUCCCAGUCUUGCACCCCCUAAGUUGACCUCACCACCAGCCCCUCAUCUCCAGGGUCUGAAGUAGCCUGGGCUGGCACCCUGUUACUGUUUUAUUUUCUCAUUGUUAUUGAAGCCCCUUCUGAUUGCAGCUGACACCCUUGGGUGCCCUGAGUCCCUCUAUUUGCCCUCUCUGCUUGCACCCAUCUCGCUGCCCCCGCCUUGCCAAUAACCCUUGGCUGUUGUGAUGCGUAUUCCCGUAGAUCCCAGCACCAGCCGGAGGUUCAGCCCGCCCUCCAGCAGCCUGCAGCCUGGCAAGAUGAGCGACGUGUCCCCGGUGACAGCCCCGCAGCAGCCCCAGCCCCAGCAGCAGGAGGCAGCUGUACCCAGGCUGCGCCCGCAGGACAACCGCACCAUGGUGGAGAUCAUCGCAGAUCACCCCGCGGAGCUUGUGCGCACAGACAGCCCCAACUUCCUGUGCUCAGUGCUGCCCUCCCACUGGCGGUGCAACAAGACCUUGCCUGUGGCUUUCAAGGUGAGUGAGAGGGGUGACUGUUGGGUGGUUGGGUGGAGAAUCUAACUGGGGUGCAUGGGGGGGGGGGAUGUGGGUAACAGCUGUGACAAAAACGACCCCCGCAAAAACAAUGUACCAUCAAUGAAUGAGAACUCCAUGAUACGUACAGAGUGCUAGGUUAUUAGAAGGCAGAAUUCUUAUUACACAGGGCUAUUCACCAAAGUGAGAAUUGUUUUGAACUCAAAGUGAAGUUCAAAUUUAUGGCCAAAGUAAUAGAAACCAAACAAUUCUCCCAGUCAGCGAUGCUUCCAUCUCAGCUACUUUGACCUUAAAUUUGAAAUUCACUUUUAAUUCUAGACAAUUCUCACUUUAGCCAAUAACCCUGGUAAUUUAUAGAGCUCCAACAUAUUCCGCAGCGCUGCACAUGUAUUAUUAUAUUAUAGUUUCAUAAAACCUCAAAUAGACAGCUAGAAGACAUUGCUUAUUCAGUGAGAAUACCCCAGUGGUAUCAAGGAGCAAGGUUACUGGGGAAUAGUACUGCCGUACAAAGAAGAAUUAUUGUUAUUAUUUGUCAUAGAGCUCCAACGUAAUCUGCAGCGCUGUACACGUUAAACUAUUUUACUAAAAACCUCAAAGGACAACUAGGAAUGCAUGUUUAAUUAUUGAGAGUUCCACAAUGGUUUCCUGUAGUGGGGUUGGGUGGUGAGAGAGUACUUUGUCGAAUUUUCAUUAUUAUUUAGAGAGAUGUGUACAAAUUAUAUCAAUCUGUCUCUAAUAGACUGCUAAAAAGGUCUUGUUUAAUUACCAAGAAUACCCCACUGGAUCCAGUGAGAGAGGAACAAGGGGAAUAGGUCUGGGAUGCAGGGUUAGAAUUGUUAUAUAGAGCUCCAACAUACUCUGCAGAGUUGUACACAUUAUAUUAUUAACAUGAAACCACUACAUGCUUAAUUAAUAAACAUGCACUCAUUGUCACAGUGAGCAAGGGUGUUGGAAGGGGUAUGAUUGGAAUGCAAGAAAUAUUUUUUUAGUUAUAUAGCUCCAACAUAUUCCAUAGCGCUGUGAAUAAUAAUGUAAUUAUUAUUACAAGAAAAUCCCUAAAUGACAACUAAAGAGGCUUCCUUUCAUUGGUGAGAAUGGUGGGGAAAGAGUACAAGGUAGAAGUUUUUAAAAUGUAUUUAUUUGAAUUCCUGUAUAUUCCACAUGGUUGUACAAUUAUAUCAUUAAAAUAAAACCCCAGUAGACUGAUAAAUUUGUGAAAGUAUCUAAAUGCUUUCAGAAACCGGGAAUAGGGGGAGUAGGGCUUUGGUGCAGAGUUUAAAUUCUUAUGAUUUAUAUAGCUCCAACAUCUUCUGUAGAGUUGUACAAAUGGCAAUGUUAACCAAGCUAAACAGACAUUGUUUAAAUACUGAGCAUUGCUUAAAUGGGUCUGGUGUGCGGGUCAGAGGGGAAUAGGACCCGCACAAUUAUUAUUAGUUAUAUAGCUCCAACUUAAACCAUGGCAAUGUACAAAUUAGAUUUUAAUACAGACAGUUGGAAGGAAACUCUUUAAUUAGUGAGACAUCCCUAAUUAGUACAGGUAUAGGGAUUACAAGAGACACUAUUGACAUAAAACACCCAACUAACAGCAGAAAAUGCAUCCUUUAAUACAAACCCCCCAAGUGGGUGUCAGAAAGUUAAGUUUCAGGGGUACAGAAAGUUAUCAAUAGAAUUCAAAAUCUACCUUAAUUAAAAGCUAAACACAUAUCAUAUAAUUGGUCUCAAAUCACAAAUUGGGGUUAGAGUGAUUGGUUGCUGAUAAACCUGGGCUAAAGGGGACAUAGCUUUAACAAAUGUUACCCUAUAAUCGCCUAUGUAUGCUUAAACCAUGUAUCCUUUAAUUAGUACACUGUGAUUAGACUUCUAACAAUUCACCCUGUAAUUUACACUAAUUCCAACAGAAAUCCUCAUGGAAUACCCUUAGUGGGGGUCAGGGGACUGUCAAUAGUAACAAAAGUUAACUUAUUAAACUACUUCUAAUGUAAAUCCCCGAUUUCCCUAUAAUGCACAUUUAGAGGACAUACUGAAGCCAUCAUUUGGGGUGCAAUGGGUAGCAGCUUUAAUAAAAAUGAACCCAAAAACUAGCUAAAAUUUUAAAAAUAAUUAGUGACCCCCAAUUAACGAUUUGAGAGAGUAGGAUAUUUAGUACUGCAAGCGAGCAGGAUAUUUGAUAAAAGUUAACUCUUAAAACCUGCUAUAGUACAUGUGUGUUAAUAAGUGGUAAUCCUCCUAAUUCUGGAAAGUGUGUAUUCUCUAAAUGACAUGUUCAUAGCCAGUGCAAGCCGUGCAGUCACAUCCUUAACCCGGCGCUCUACAUAUUUCUAAAAACACUGCCAAUUAUUCUUGUAGACAGUAUUAUUUUGUUCUCAGUCAUAAUGAUUUCAUGGAGACAUCUUAAAUGUUAUUCAUUUGGGCUCCUGGUAUAGCUUUUUUUUUAUCAACCUUUAUAUUUAAAAGAAUACAAACGUUAACAAGCUAACCCCCUCAAUGCCAAUUUGAAAAAGUACAUGCUAGGAGAUCUGGCCACAACCUGGUUAAUUACAUUCAAAACUAGUACACGUCUUAUGAUGUAUACGCUAAUAUUUAUAUUGGGCACUGCAGAAGUGUUUGACCAGUAGCGACUGUUGUUAAAUGAUUCAAAAACUUCUGAAUUGUGAUAACAGGACAGGAGAUUGAAGCGUUGGUAGGUAGAUGAGUACUAUAGUAUCCCCCCCCAAUUGCCAAAGGUAUUUGUGCGUUAUACUUUGUGAAGACAUUUAUCAAUACUAAGGUGUGCAAUAUUUAAAAAUAAAAAUAAAAAUGGGUUUAUUAAAUGCAAUCCAAUAAUUCCAUGUAUAGUUGGACUGGAACAGGGUUACAAUAUUAAUGGUGACAUCUUUAAUGUAAUGGGUGUAUGUUUUUUUUAAUUAAUCAAGAUGCAGAUUUAAUCCACACACUGUAAAAAUGUUUACAUUGAAACGGUGAUGCAAAUCCACGUUAUUUUUAUUACAAUAUGUAUUUAAUGUCUUUAAGGACUUGUUUUUGCAGUUUAGAAUCCUCUUUAAAAUUACUCUUAUGUGGUUAUUAAAUCAAUCAGCUUUUAAAUCAGCAUAGUGAUUUAGGUUUUAUUUAUUUUUUUGGGGGGGGGGUACAAUUUAGACGGGUGUGCGUGGGUAUAUGUAUAUAAUUACAUAAAUAUAUAUAUAUACAUACACACAUAUAUAUUCUGCAUUUAAUGCAUUCUAUAUUUAACAACUUAAUUUUACACUAAUUUAUCACCAGGAACAAUGUAUAUAACAUUUUCCUGGAGAAAUUAAAUAAAAGAUUUGUUUUGCACUCCUAGUCAAUAGUGAGCAGAUUUGUACAUUUUAUCCCUGUUAUACAGCAAGAUGAUAACAUUAUCCAGCUAUUCUAUUAUUAAUUGGGGAUUUUGAUUCAGGAGAUGUUUUCUAGGAGACGUUUAUCACAGUGUCGUUAACAGGAUUUCUUAGAUUAAAUUUCUAUAAUCUGCCCGCUGUAAAUGACAAAUGCCUUUCCCUGACUAAUCUCGAAUGGCUUUAUUUUAUUGUUUAUUAUUUUUUUGUGGUGUCUUUCGCCACUUAAAAACAAUUGCACAUUCACGAGUUUCAUAUUUUGUGCAGUAAUAAAAAAAAAUCAAACAACUUCGGAAGAGUUAAUAAAAUAAAGCCAUGCAAUUUAAUGCGACACACAGUUUUUUUUUUGCAUUUGUUGACCUACCUGCCUUUAACUUUCUGAUUAUUGAGACGUCCGAGUUAUCACUGAUCUCUGACCUGCAAAGGGUUAACACCGUUUUCCUUGUUUCAAAAAUUCAUUGAACCAUAAGAAACAUUCUUGUUUUUUUUUUAAAAAUCUGCUUUGUCAGAAACCUGCACCUUGAAUGAAAAGGCACUUUAAUCAAAUAUUUUUAACUUUCCAAAAAAUCUUUUUAAUCAAUUAUUCCCCCUCCCCCAUUUUUAGCAAUUUUUAAGCAAUUUUUCAGCAAUUUAUUAUUUUUUAACCACCCUUCAUAAAACAAAUGAGGCAUAAUAAAGGUGUGUGUGGGCAGUGGCUCAAGACAGAGUAUAAUAAGACGUGACUGGUAUAUAAACAAUUAUAAUAGACAAUCCAUUCUGUCUGCAGUUGUACGAUGUACUUGUGAAUUUACCCCUGUUUUUGCACAUUACACAGUAGGCAAACCAGAUGCAGGAUGUCAGAUUGCCAUAUAUUAUAGCACUGUAUAUAUCUCAGCAACUUUUCCUUGACAAUGGUUUUAGUUUUUCAGUAACCAUUGUAUAUAUUGGUACACUUCAGAAUUAAUUAGGCACAGUUUAAUAUAGUCAUAAUGAUUUCUGUGCCUCCCCCUUAAGUAAAGGUGCUGAUAACAUUGUUUAGAAGGAUCUCCUUAUGCGUUCUUUGAAUCCAGGCCACUAAGCAGAGUAGAAUGACAGAAUGUUUCAUAUAUAGAGUCAGAUAGAUGUAUCUGUCAGUUUGUCAGUGGGAGAUGCACCAUCCAUUGCAGAUUUGCACCUUUUCAUAAUAUAUGGUGCUUUUUUUUUUUUUUUUGCUUUUUUUUUUUUAAAUGCAACGCUAUAUAUUUUUUGCAUUUUAGCAUAUAUUAUAGACAUUUUAGAUCAAAACAGAAAUCUGUUUCAAUCUGAUUUUAGAAAAUUAUUAUUAAGGUUUUACAUUGAGCGUGUGUUACACAUAAAGGCUUGGAGUAAUUUUUUCUAUUCCUUUGCAUAGUGUAAGUGUUUUUUGUAAUAAAAUCCUACUUUUAAGAACAUUACAAUGAAUAUCAGAAUAUGAAUUGCAUCUAUUUGCUUGCCUUAAGCUUCGUAUUAAUAUUUACAUAUUUUGUGAAUAGAUCCUUCACCUGCGUUAAGAGCUGUAGAAUUACUUGGAGAUCUCUAAAGCUUUUUGUCAUUUUCUUUUUAUUUUGUUCAAUUUAAUGCAGGAUUUUUGUGUUAGAAGCAACACACAUAUCACAAUCCAAGUAUGUAUAUUAUUGUUUUUUUUUUCAAUUUAUCACUAUAUUACAUAGUGCUGGUCUGCUAGUAUCUUUCAUUCCUUGCACAUAAUGAUUAAAUCACAAUCUUGCAGAUAUUAAAUGAUACUUUAUUUGGUUAAUUUACUCAUUGUGCUCUUUCUUCCCUGAAGAGCUUGCAUUCUAGGUCUCGCACAAACUGCCUGCUGCAGUAACGGAUAAUUUUUAUCAUUAUUUUAAAAUAUUUCUGCAGGAUUUACAUUGCUAGAACAGUGUUUAUUGGGUGUUAUGCCAAUUAAUCUUUAUUUAUUUUUCAUUUCUUAGCUCCUAACGACAUGUUUUUGUUUAGGUUUUCCGGUUGCGGAUUUAAACAAAACCACAAAAAAAAAAGAACUUUCAAAGUAUUGAAUUCAUGUCAUUUUUGCAAAAGUCUUUUAAAAAACUUGCUUUUUCUAGAUAGAACAGUACAAACGUUUUUAUAUGAAUUCUAUGUUUGUGAGCACUGCUAAAUUUAUAAAUUCUUUACACCCCUUGAACAGCCUUAAAGAACACAAUGCGUGCUUAGCUAUUUACAAACAAAGCGAUACGUUACACGCAAUGUUUACUGUAUUAUUUACAAGCACAGCAAUUUGUGAAACCAGUGACAUCAAAUAUUUUUGUAUGGAACAGUUCAUAAGACGAAGGACGACACUUCAUCAUUUCUAAGGGUCAAUUGAAAAUGAUGCUGUUUUUAAAAUCCUCCAGGGGCGUACUCAUGAAAAAGUGAACUGUGGUGGGUUGAUAAUAAACUUGUAAGGUUUAGGCCAAAACAAUUGAAUAAAAUCUCCAAAUUAGCUAAUAUGGUAAUUUUUUUUCUCUCCAAUUCACCAAAAUUUUGCAACGCACUACAAUUCAGUGCUAAGUGGAUACACCCCUUUAAGAUUUAUUCAUUUUAUCUAAAACAUUUCAAACUUGCAAACUAGCCUUUUUAUAUAUAAAGCUGUGCAAAAGGACCUUAUCAGUAUCUUAAUCAGUAAGAUUUGAGGGCUGAUUUACUAAUGUGAGAAUUCAAAGUGAAUUUAACAUUUUAGGUUAAAAUAGUUAAAUUGGGAAAAUUCUCUAAGUUAGCGAUGCUUUCAGCUCGGCUACUCUGGCCUUGAAUUUGACAUUUACUUUGAAUUCACUUUGAAAUCUAUCUGUAGUAAAUAGCCCUGUUAGUUUCACUCUACGAGAUAGAUGGUGAAUUCACAAACGGUACAUUUUGCUCUAUAAGUGACACUCAGUAUGUCCCAAUUUGAAUGCCGGAAACACCCCCCACUACUGCUUUCAGCACCUGUUUAGCAACAGUGUAAUCUUACAGAUAUCUUGAGUUCCGGUAGGAAAGGAAGAAACUAGGCUGUUUAGCAGUUUCAGACCAGAGCUAAUGUGCAAUCAAUGUGCAGUACCAGAGAGGAAGUAAAUCUGCCCUAAAUCUGUCAAAGAAGAAUAUAUUAUAUAUCAUUUCAUGUGUCUUUUUAUCACAUGUGGGUCUUCUUUUCAUUAAUGUCUCAAUGUGCCCCAGAAUUGCAAAACACAUAGAAACCCCCCCAAAGUGCAAUCUGAAUGAUCAAUAAAAAUUAGCAUUUCAGGAUGAAAUUUGGAGAUUGGCCCUGAAUGUGCAAAUUAAUAUUAUAGCAAUUCUGCAUCUGCUAAAAAAAAAAAAAAACUGACCAAAAUACUUGAAUUUCUUAGAACGUUAGGAGUGUGGACAUUGGUGAAAUUCCUUUUGUACCCCCAGAAUAGUCUCUAGGUUUGGAAUCUAGGGGGAGAUUAACGGCCCUGUAUAUCAGUAUAUGUGUUAUACUCCAUAUACUACGGUAUAAUUUCAAUCACCAUAUACUGCUGAAUUAUUUCUAUCACUUUAUACUGCUGUAUACUUUCUAUCACUUUAUACUGCUUUAUCAUUUCUAUCACUUUAUACUGCUGUAUACUUUCUAUCACUUUAUACUGCUGUAUCAUUUCUAUCACCAUAUACUGGUGUGUGUAUAUAGGUCUGUCAGGUUCUAUCACCAUCUACUGGUGUGUAUAUAGGUAUAGCAAGUUAUAUAAUAUCCCAUUAAUGUAUGGAUACAUUUGUCAGACUAUAUGUAUAAGUAUGUCCGGAUCUAUCACUGCCUGCUUGUUUAUGUAUAGGUAUGUCGUAGUCAGUCACCAUAUAUUGGUGCAUGUAUAGUUGUAUAUUAGUGUCACGAUCUGUGAGUGUCUAUUGGUGGAUCCAUAAGUUUGCCAGUGAAUAUCACCUUCUGUUGGUGGAACUAUCAUGGUGACUAGGCUUUGUUACCACAUUGCUGAAUAUAGUGGAAUGUCUAGCACUAUCACCACCUAUUGUUAAUAUUGUGGAAUAUCAGGCUCUCUCUCACGCCACUUGGUGUAUGUAUUUUACCUCAGACUCUAUCACUAUCGGCAGAGGGGUUGUUCUGUAUGCCAGGCUUUAUUAACAUCUAUUGGUAGAUGUAGUGUAUGUCAGGCUCGAUCACUGUCUAUUGGUAGAUGUACUGUAUGUCAGGCUCUAUCAGUAUCUAUUGGUAGAUGCUGUGUAUGUCAGGCUCUAUCAACAUCUAUUGGUAGAUGUAGUGUAUGUCAGGCUCGAUCAACAUCUAUUGGUAGAUGUAGUGUAUGUCAGGCUCGAUCACUGUCUAUUGGUAGAUGUACUGUAUGUCAGGCUCUAUCAGUAUCUAUUGGUAGAUGUACUGUAUGUCAGGCUCUAUCACCAUCUAUUGGUAGAUGUAGUGUAUGUCAGGCUCUAUCAGUAUCUAUUGGUAGAUGUAGUGUAUGUCAGGCUGUAUCAGUAUCUAUUGGUAGAUGUAGUGUAUGUCAGGCUGUAUCAGUAUCUAUUGGUAGAUGUAGUGUAUGUCAGGCUCUAUCAGUAUCUAUUGGUAGAUGUAGUGUAUGUCAGGCUCUAUCAGUAUCUAUUGGUAGAUGUAGUGUAUGUCGGGCUCUGUAGCCAUCUGUUGGUAGAUGUAGUGUAUGUCAGGCUCUAUCAGUAUCUAUUGGUAGAUGUAGUGUAUGUCAGGCUCUGUCCCCAUCUGUUGGUAGAUGUAGUGUAUGUCAGGCUCUAUCAGUAUCUAUUGGUAGAUGUAGCGUAUGUCAGGCUCGAUCACUGUCUAUUGGUAGAUGUAGUGUAUGUCAGGCUCUAUCAGUAUCUAUUGGUAGAUGUAGUGUAUGUCAGGCUCUAUCAGUAUCUAUUGGUAGAUGUAGUGUAUGUCAGGCUCGAUCACUGUCUAUUGGUAGAUGUACUGUAUGUCAGGCUCUAUCAGUAUCUAUUGGUAGAUGUAGUGUAUGUCAGGGUCUAUCAACAUCUAUUGGUAGAUGUAGUGUAUGCCAGGGUCUAUCAACAUCUAUUGGUAGAUGUAGUGUAUGUCAGGCUCUUACAACAUCUAUUGGUAGAUGUAGUGUAUGUCAGGCUCUGUCCCCAUCUGUUGGUAGAUGUAGUGUAUGUCAGGCUCUAUCAGUAUCUAUUGGUAGAUGUAGUGUAUGUCAGGCUCUAUCGGUAUCUAUUGGUAGAUGUAGUGUAUGUCAGGCUCUAUCAACAUCUAUUGGUAGAUGUACUGUAUGUCAGGCUCUAUCAGUAUCUAUUGGUAGAUGUAGUGUAUGUCAGGCUCUAUCACCAUCUAUUGGUAGAUGUAGUAUAUGUCAGGCUCUGUAGCCAUCUGUUGGUAGAUGUAGUGUAUGUCAGGCUCUAUCAACAUCUAUUGGUAGAUGUACUGUAUGUCAGGCUCUGUCCCCAUCUGUUGGUAGAUGUAGUGUAUGUCAGGCUCUAUCAGUAUCUAUUGGUAGAUGUAGUGUAUGUCAGGCUCUAUCAGUAUCUAUUGAUAGAUAUAGUGCAUGUUGGGCUCUAUCAUCAUGUAUUGAUAGAUGUAGUGUAUGUCGGGCUCUAUCAUCAUCUAUUGGUAGAUGUAGUGUAUGUCAGGCUCUAUCAACAUCUAUUGGUAGAUGUAGUGUAUGUCAGGCUCUAUCAGUAUCUAUUGAUAGAUGUAGUGCAUGUUGGGCUCUAUCAUCAUGUAUUGAUAGAUGUAGUGUAUGUCAGGCUCUAUCAGUAUCUAUUGGUAGAUGUAGUGUAUGUCAGGCUCUGUCCCCAUCUGUUGGUAGAUGUAGUGUAUGUCAGGCUCUAUCAGUAUCUAUUCGUAGAUGUAGUGUAUGUCAGGCUCUAUCAGUAUCUAUUGGUAGAUGUACAGUAUGUCAGGCUCUAUAAGUAUCUAUUGAUAGAUGUAGUGCAUGUUGGGCUCUAUCAUCAUGUAUUGGUAGAUGAAGUGUAUGUCAGGCUGUAUCAGUAUCUAUUGGCAGAUAUGGAGGGAUAUCAGGCUCUGUCGCCAUCUGUUGGUAGUUGUAGUGUAUGUCAGGCUCUAUCAGUAUCUAUUGGUAGAUGUAGUGUAUGUCAGGCUCUAUCAGUAUCUAUUGAUAGAUGUAGUAUAUGUCAGACUCUGUAGCCAUCUGUUGGUAGAUGUAGUGUAUGUCAGGCUCUAUCAGUAUCUAUUGAUAGAUGUAGUGCAUGUUGGGCUCUAUCAGUAUCUAUUGGUAGAUGUACUAUUGUGUCAGGCUCCAUCAGUAUCUAUUGGUAGAUGUAGUGUAUGUCAGGCUCUAUCAGUAUCUAUUGGUAGAUGUAGUGCAUGUUGGGCUCUAUCAUCAUGUAUUGGUAGAUGAAGUGUAUGUCAGGCUGUAUCAGUAUCUAUUGGCAGAUAUGGAGGGAUAUCAGGCUCUGUCGCCAACUGUUGGUAGAUGUAGUGUAUGUCAGGCUCUAUCAGUAUCUAUUGGUAGAUGUAGUGUAUGUCAGGCUCCAUCAGUAUCUAUUGGUAGAUGUAUUGUAUGUUGGGCUCUAUCAGUAUCUUUUGGUAGAUGUAGUGUAUGUCAGGCUCUAUCAGUAUCUAUUGGUAGAUGUAGUGUAUGUCAGGCUCUAUCAGUAUCUAUUGGUAGAUGGACUGUAUGUCAGGCUCUAUCAGUAUCUAUUGAUAGAUGUAGUGCAUGUUGGGCUCUAUCAUCAUGUAUUGGUAGAUGUAGUGUAUGUCAGGCUGUAUCAGUAUCUAUUGGCAGAUAUGGAGGUAUUUCAGGCUCUGUCGCCAUCUGUUGGUAGAUGUAGUGUAUGUCAGGCUCUAUCACCAUGUGUUGGGUUGUUGGUCAGUGAGAGUAAGUAUUGUUAUCUCUGGUAGCAUAGAUAAGAGCAUAGCAGGCCCUAUAGAACUGUAUAUAUUAACUAUUUAAUACGCUUAAUGUACCGGUAUAUUUAUAUAUCAAGAUCAUCUAAAUGUAUUUCGUUAUUGCAUACCACAGUACAUCAGUUUAUGAUCCUUGUAGUCUUUGCUGAGACACGAUUCAUUCAAUCAUAAAAAUGGUUUGACACUAAGCAGUGGCCACUCGAGGCACUAUAACCACUUAGAUGAUGGAGUGGCCUUUAAGACUAAUAAAAAAGCACAACUGGAUAAAAUAUCCUGUUUGACUGAAAUGGACUGUGGAACAUCUUAGUUGGCUGGUUCAUUUUAAAAGCUCCUUAUCAGUUUGCUGGAAAUCUGUUUAGUGAAACACUAAAGUAGCCACGUUGUGGAACUAAUUCUGAGCACCAUAACCACUACAGAAAGCUGUAUUAGUCAGGGUGCUUGGUGUGUCCCUUUAAUUUAUCCUGAUGUUAUAAUCAUUAUUAUAAUCAUUAUGUUGUACACUUGGGACAAAUAAAAGAAAUAAAAUACUGUCAGAACAUUAUAAACUACUGGCUAAUCUUUUUAUAGAUUACCAGCAAUCUUCUCAUCUAUAUCUGGGCAAAUGUUCAGAGUGGAUGGAGUGGAUGGAUACAGUCUUCAUGUCUAUUUGGGAGACCAAAGGGAUGUCCAUAGUAAAGUAAUUGUUUUGUCAUCUCUCAGUGGAGACCAGGGAAUAGAAUCUGGAAUUCUACACUCAUUAUAUAUAUAUAUAGAAUUCAGAUUUGUUUUUGGUUUUCAACUCUAGCAGGGGGUGUAUUGCUCAUCAUCAUUUCAGGGAUAACUACUCAACGUCGAAUAGCUGAAAUUCAAGUAAAAUUUGAUGUAAUUGCAUAAUUUCGCGAUUUGAAGGCACAUCCAUCACUUAGCAUAUAAUCCCAGAUGUGUUACUAUAUCAGCACAUCAGUCUGUUGCAGGGGUCAUAAUCAAGUCUCACCACCCUCAGGCAGACAUUUUCAAGACUUAAGCAAUUUAUCUCCACAUAUCUUAAUAAUAAUACAAUGGCAAAAAAAUUUCUUUACUGUAAUUCCAUGAAUUUAAACUGCAUUAUGCCAAUUGUAGCUGUUGCUUCGCUAGUUCGUCUGGGCAGAGGACCAGGGUCCUCCUAACUCAAGAGCUUACAAUCAAGUAAACAACAUGUAUUUGGUGGGACCAAGUGCCUUUUUUUUGGCAUUUGUAAACAUUGUCUCAACAUUUCUUGUGUUUGUUUUCAGACUAACACAAUCAAAUAAAUAUUCCUAAUGAAAAAAAAAAAAAAGAAAAUUAAAAAAUGCCACAACUUGCAAGAAAUCGAGGCUCUGGCACAGCAAAGACUACACAAUGCUUUCAAUUCUUUAUUCUCAACAAGCUGAGUGCUAUGUUUGUUUUACAUGUACAAAAGAAACAUUUUAUGUUUUUGUAUAUAUUUUUUUCUUUUAUAGAAAGUGCCAGUGUAGUUUUGUACAUAAAAUUUAAUGACACCCAGUGCUCUGUAUUAAUACCAGACUCCACACACUGUUUAUAAAUCUAAGCCCCACUUUUCUUGUUUAAUGAUGUGCGUUACAGGCACACUGCGGGCUCCGUGCGUGUACCAUGUUUCAAAAUGUUUAAUCAAGGCCGCAUGCAUGUUCUGCAUCGUACAGAGUAAUAUUGGACAUCUUACCAUUAGAUGUGCAAAAGGAUCUGCCUGUUUUUAGAAGUUAGGCAAGAGAAACAUAUUUGAAAAAACAUAAAUUUUAAAAACUCUAAACGUAAAAAACAUAUUCUUUAACUCUAAUACUAAUACCUAAAUUCUUCUAGUUUUUUAAACAGGACAAUCAUGACCCAUUCUUUCUGGACAUAUUGAUUUGAUUGAUGGAUUUGUAUUCCUUAUUAUCCUCUCAAUGUCUUCUGCAUGUAAUAAUGUAUUUGUUUGUGUUAUGUAUAUUGCCAUGCUAUAACACUGAAUAAAUAUGUUGGCACUGUAUAAAUAAUAAGUAGUAAUAAUAAAAAAUAUUGUACAGAAUAAUACCAGGAGAUCAAAACCUACUGGUAUUAUUUUGUACAAUAUAGGAUGUGUUGAUAGAACCAAAUUAAUGCUCAGGUUAUAUGGACUUAGUGAUACAAUCCCUAUUCGGAAUAUAUUUGUGAUCAACAUCUUAGGUAGGUAGGUAGGUAGGUAGGUAGAUAGAUAGAUAGAUAGAUAGAUAGGUAGGUACAUUGAUGGAUAGAUGGAUAGCUGGAUAGAUUGAUAGAUAGAUGGAUAGAUUGAUAGAUGAUAGAUAAAUGGAUAAAUAGAUUGAUAGACAGAUAGGUAGACUGACAGAUAGAUUUACAGAUAGAUAGAUAGAUAGAUAUCUAGAUAGAUAGAUUGACAGGUAUAUAGAUUGACCGAUAGAAAUCUAGAUAGAUUGACAGGUAGAUUGAUAGGUAGGCAGAUAGAUAGAUUGACAGAUAGAUGGAUGGAUGGAUAAAUAAAUAGAUAAAUCGAUUGACAGAUAGAUAGGUAGACUGACACACAGAUUGACAGAUAGAUAUGUAGGUAGGUAGAUAGAUUGAUUGACAGAUGGAUAAAUAGAUUGAUAGACAGAUAGGUAGAUUGACAGAUAGAUAUGUAGUUAGAUAGAUAGAUAGACUGACAGAUAGAUAGGCAUACACUACCAAGCACUCAAUAAACCCUUCUGUAACAAACUAUUUAAUUCCCCUACUUUAACCCUUUGUCUCACUUUACCCCACUCCCUCUAGCAUGUAAGCUCAUUGAGCAGGGCCCUCAACCCCCUCUGUUCCUGUAUGUCAGUGGUCUGAUCUCAAUUAUGUGUCUGUUAGUCCACCCAUUGUACAGCGCUACGGAAUUUGUUGGCGCUAUAUAAAUAAUAUAAUAAUAAUAAUAAUAAUACACAUUACUUUUACCUUUAAAAACGUAACAUAUUUAUUAAUUAUUUUUCCAGAUUAAAUUAAUUCUGCAAGUUAGUUAUCAACUCAUGGCAAUCUCCUAUUAAUAAAUAAAUUGCUGUACAAUUCACAAGGCAGAAGGUAGAUAUCAGAACGUGGCAAGUAUCGCUUUAAUGAUUUGUUUCUGUGCCCUUCUAUGAAACCAGUGGUGAGGGGCCUGGUUUAAUAAAUCCCUUCAAUUUUACACCAGUAACAUUUAAUGGAGAAAUUGUGAAAGAAAUGGCAUAUAUGUGAUACUUUGUGCAUUCAUUGCAUCCUGUUUCACACUUGCCUGCUGUAUCUGCGACAGUCAGUGACAGACCUGCUGGAACAAGGACCAGGCGAUAUUAAAUGUUCAUUUCAUUUAUUGUAGCAGGAAGUAUAAAACGUUGCAUGUGUUUUCAGGAGCUUGUACAAAUAUUUCCACAUACUUACAUUUUAAGGGCAAAGCAUUUGGUUUAUAACAUUCAAUCUUGAUUUUUUUUUUUUGUUCUCUAUUGGGCCUGCUGGCUAUUUGAUUAAGGGGCCUAUUAACUAAACAGCAACUCGUGUUAUGUUUCUUAGCUUGCAAUAUAAAACGAUAACAUAGCAGAAUUAGAAGAAACACCAUAUAUUUUGUCCUAAGUAGGGAAAUAUGAAAAAUCUGCAUUUUUUUUCCAGUGAAAUAACUCUUUCAUUUAAAUAUAUUUAACUCUUUCAGAGCUGCAAUACAUUUUGAUGUAAAACGUUCCAUAAUAUUAUUUAUAAGCAAUGUAUUUUGCAGAUCUAUUAGUUUCAAUGAAUCGCAGUCCUGGGUAGAAAAUUAUUUAUUUAUUCAGUGAAAAUUAUGCCCAUGGACCAUUUGGUCUUGUUUUGAUAAAAAAAUUUUUUUUUUGAGUAUAAAUAAUUGAGAUGAAUUUAUUAUAGCAUUUUACGUGCCUGUAUUCUUAAACAGAACAUUUUGACCUAAAUUAUGUAAAACAGGGGUACCCACAAGGUAGAUUCCCAGAUGUUUUAAAGCUACAGCUUCCAUGAGGCUCUGUCAAUCGAAAUAAAUUCUACAGGCAUGCAAAGCAUCAUGGGAGUUGUAGUUCUACAUCAUACCUUUUGGGCAGCCCUGAUAUAGAAUAAAUGCUAUUAAGCUGGGCCCGGCUUAACGUGGCCCUGCUACUGUUACAUGUCCUCAGUGUGAGUGUCCUCUAAAACAUAGGGGGAUAUACAUAAAGUCAUUCCAUUCACUUGCAUGUUUUGUGCCAGUUUCUGCGCAUGCUCCAUAAACCUGUUAACCCACCUUUACACACUCAUGCUUCUUUUCUGCCUUUUCUGAAGUGCACAAUAAUCUGUCCAUCUGCUACUUUUAAUUCCUUUUUCAUAUUUUUCUUGUUUUUAUAUCAUGAUGAUUUACACUUUAAUUACUUUCACAAAUUAAGAUAAACACAUACUAUUACUAUGGUGGGAGGGGGGGUGAGGGGGAAGCGCAGUUUGUAGUUUGAAGGGUUUUUUUUUUAUAUAAAAAGAAGAGCGAGAGAACUCAUCCAUCUGACAGAGUCAUAAAAUUUGGUCUUAUAGGGAUUGGCAGUGACAAAUUAGUGAACUAUGAGACCUAGAACCGAUAUAGAGCAGGAAAGUAAAAUGACAGGAGAGGCAAACACCCCCCAAAAAAACUAAACAUUUUGCUGCAAAUAAGAGAAUACAUACUCAGAAAUAGGAAAAGUAACAGAAAAAAAAACCGAAUGAAAAGUGAUCAUCACACUUUCUAUACAAAACCCCCAUUGUGAUGAAUCUGUGUUCUACUAAAACCCAUACAAGGUAUGCUGAGAAUAAAGAAUGGUUAGCCAGCUCCAAAGUUCUCACCCAGGUCAGUGACUCACACCUUCCGGUGGUCAGUGAUGUCAGCCAUACUGUCUGCUCGUUGAAUACUUAACAAGGCUUCUGUCUCACAUACUGCCCCAUGAAUUUACAUUUGUGGUCGUUUGACGCCAGCUUGCCCUCUGCUUGCACAGCGCCCUCUUCACUUAACUGUUACCGUAUCCCAUACAUGUUUUGUUAAAAUUAAACAUUUAUCCUGGUUUAAUUAUUGUACAGCGCUGCAGAAUAUGUUGGUGCUACAUAAAUAAUUGUAAUUGUUUCACAUACUGUCCCAUGAUUAGUGUCACCACAUCAGAUGCAUACAGCACCAUAGCACAGAAAUAGUCAAAUUACAGAUUUUUUUUAACUCUUCCUUUCUCUGUAACUCUAAAUAUCUGUGGUGCGUUAUCUUAGCUAUGAAAAAAAUAAAAAUUGAACAAAGACAGGGUUAUUUAUUAAAGCAAGAAUUCAAAGUGAAUUUCAUAUUUGAGGCCAGAAAAAGUGAAAGGUAGGCAUAUCUGGCUGAUAUUUCACAGUUUGGCUAGUUUAGUCUUUGAUUUUGAGAUUAACUUUGAAUUUUUAGUUUAGUGACUAGCCUUGAGAGUAACAUAAGGCGAAAUUGCCUUAUUAAAGUCGCAACACAUCAUUCACAUAACAACAAAUUAAAAACAGAUUUGUUUUAAGACCCAGACACUGUGCAAGAUGCAAGAUUAGCGCCUCUCUCCUUACACACACAUUCUCAUUGUAAAUUAGUGGUUUAUAGAGAGAAGGAUGGAUGAGAAGAAAGAGGUAAGUAGUUAUGGUACUUUACCACUUGCUGGGCUCAAUGCGCAGUCAACUACACUCCACAAGUUCAUUAGGCAGUCUCCUAGUUUGAUUUAUUGGUUAGUCCAGCUCCAAACUGUAGGUAAAUUGUGACAGUUUACUGAUAUAAAGGGUUAACAAAACUGCAUAAUGGCAUUCUGUACAAGGUUAUUCAGUAAAAAAAAUUCAAAGUGAAAUUUUAACAUUUUAUACCAAAGUUGCUAAACUGGAGAAUUCAUCCAGUUCAGUUCUUUUGGCCUUAGUGGGACACUAUAGUCACUAGAACAACUACAUAUUAUUGUAUGUGUUCUGGUGCGUAUAAUCAUACCCUUCAGGCUUUUUGCAGUAAACAUGGUCUUUUCAGAGAAAAUGCAGUGUUUACAUUACAGCCUAGGUUGCUAGAGGUGCUUCCUGGGGCAGUGCUGCACAAUGAGCAGCACUGCCAUUGUGUUUCUUCACCCUCUGCACGGAGACACUACACUUUCCUCAUAGAGAUGCAUUGAUUCAAUUCAUCUCUAUUAAGGAGAUGCUGAUUGGCCAGGGCUGUGACUUGUGCUGGCUCUGCCCCUGAUCUGCCUCCUUGACAGUCUCAGCCAAUCCUAUGGGGAAGCAUUGUGAUUGAGUGAUAAUGAAACAAUUUUUUUCAUGCAGGCUGUGUCAUUCACAGCAAGGAGAGGUGCGGCUAGGGCUGCUUAAACAGAAAUAAAAGUGAUUUAACUCCUACAUGGCAGAGAAUUGAGCAAUGAAACCACAGUGGCACAAUCUAUACAGGAAAACUGCUUUAUUAGGGUAAAGUUGUUUUGAUGCCUAUACAGGGCCGGUGCAAGGAUUUUUGCCCCCCGAUGCCAUAUGGGCCAACGCCAGUCUUCACAAAGUGUCUUUUAUCUGAAAAGACAGAGUGUUUACAUUAAAAAGCCUACAGGCACAGGCUAUAGACACCAGAACCACUACAUUAAGCUGUAGUGGUUCUGGUGACUAUAGUAUCCAUUUAAUGUGAGGUAAAUUAGAGAUUAGUGCCACUAAUAAUUAGUAUUGGAUUGCCUACUUACCACCAGAUGAGGACAAGAGGCUGAUGAUGGGCUCAGUCUGGCUCCACAGGUUUGGUGUAGAACAGGAAGCAGCGCCAUUUUUUGGGGCCCCUUACACAGCUCAAGGUCUGGGCCCCCAGGGCUUGACCGUGACUAUGCCUACAAUGCCCACCCAUAAAUCCACCUACAUGGCCCACCCAUGAGUUCUCUCACAGGAAGUGGAGUGUAUGUGUGUAAGGGAUGUUUUAUGUGUUAUUGUAGAGGAUGCAAUCUGUGUGUGUUCUUAUAGAAUGUAGUGUAUAGGGAUACCAAUUUGUGUAAGGGAUGUAGUGUGUGUAUAGUGGAUGCAGUGUGUGUUUGUGUGUAAGGAAUGCAUUGUAUGUUUCUGGGUGUGUGUGGGUGUGUGUGUGUAAGGGGUGCAAGGUGUGUUUCUGUGUAUGUAUCUGAAUGCAGUGUGUGUCGGUAAGGGGUGCAUUGAGUGUGUAAGAAAUGCAUUUUGUUUCUGUGUGUAAGAGAAUGAGUGUUUGUGUGAGCGUAAGGGAUGCAUUGUGUGUUUCGGGUGUGUCUGUGUGUGAGUAGGGAUGCAUUGUAUGUUUCUGUGUGUGUGUGUGUGUGUGUGUGUGUGGGGAUAAAUUGUGUAUGUGUGUAGUGUAAAAGAGAGGGUUUGUGGGGUAGGAUAGGGACUGAGAGGGGAGCAGCUCUUUAUUUUGUUAAAAAAAUUUCAUAGUGCUCUCCCCUCCUGUCAAUUAGUGUUCUCCCUUUCUGUCCCUUAGUGCUCUCCCUUGGCCCCCUGUCCCUCUGCAGUCCCCCCUUGGUGGUCUCCUCAAUCCCCCAUCUCCCUCUUAGUGGUCCUCCCUCCCUUCCUCCAUCCCUCCCUCCCUCAGUGGUCCUCCCUCCCCCCUUUGGUGGUCCUUCUCCUCUCCCCCCUUAGUGGUCCUCCCUCUGGCAAACCCCUAGUUGACCUUCCCCCCUCCUCCCUCAGUGGUCCUUACUCUCCCCCUCCUCCCCCAGUGAUCCUUACUCCCCCCCCUCCUCCCCCAGUGGUCUUUAGUAUCCCCCCUCCUCCCCAGUGAUCCUUAGUGUCCCCUCCCCCUCCUCCCCCAGUGGUCCUUAAGUGGUCCUAACCCUCCUCUUCCCUCCUGCCAAUGUAGCGUGGCCGGGCGGCGCAGAACGCGGGACAGGAACCUCUGUUUUCUGUACCUGGUCGCCGGCGGAAUGACAGGAAGUGAGCACUUCCUGUCAGUCCGCCGGCGGCCGGGUACAGGAAACAGGGGUUCCUGUCCCGCGUUCCGCGCCGCCCGGCCACGCUACAUUGAGAGAACGGCAGGAGGGAGUGCUCUGCGCUUCCCUCCUGCCGAUUGCUCAAAUCUGCCCUCCAUACAGCAGUGCUGCGCCGCAGCGGUGAUUCCAGGUGCAGAAAUCUGGCGCCCCCUGCUACGUUGCGCCCUAGGCGGUUGCCUAGGUCGCCUUACAGGUAGUGCCGGCCCUGUGCCUAUAGUAUCCCUUAUAUGUAGCAGCAAAUGCUACAAAUGCUGCUUCCAACAGAUAUGAAAGGAUGCCAAGUCCAUUUGUAGUAAGUAUCUCUUUGAGGGGUAAGUAUAUCUACACUUGUCAAAACAGUCACAUCGGGAAAACAAAAUCUCUGUUUUAGGAAUUUCUCCAGCUCGACUAGUUUAAUGUAAACCAAGCUUUACCCUAGUCAAUUCAACACAAACGCCUGUUUGGUGAAUAUAAUGUAUAGGUUAUAUAUAUAUAUUGACAUGAGGGUGACCUUUUCAUUGACAUGUUCUGUGGGUGAGAGUAUUACUUGAAUUGUAUUUUCCUCACUAUUAUAACAAUAUCAAUAAUUUCCUUCUCAUCUAACAAACCGCUUGCACUGCGCGACCACCAGAAUUAGAAAACAAAAUCCAUUUGCCUUCUCACCCCACCGAGAAACACUGAUUUAUCGGGUUCCUGCAUUGCAAUGUAAGAGAAAUGGUUUUGAUUUGUACGGAGAGUGUGUCUACUGUGUUGGAGUGAAUAAUAUCUGGAAUUGGUUUGCAGGGAUGCUGCCCCUGUUAAGAUCACGUUGAGCCUGCAAGAAAUGAGCGUCUAUCUGUUAUGUUUGUGAGCAGAUUCGGAGAUAGAUUAUGCCCACAGCAGUGGCCAAGAAGGGAUAUCUCUGAUUGAUGUGGAAGUGAAACUCCUAUGACGUCACACUUUGCUGUUUUUUAGCUUUUUAAUCUCGAUUUAAAUUUUCACUGAUGUACCUGUUUUUUAAGUAUAACACAGUCUUUCUAUCAACGCGGCUAAUUUAGUUGCUUUUGAUGGCUUUAUGUGCGCUGAUCCAUUUUGAACAAUGCAAAUGUAUUUAUAUUUUACAUUUUUUUUUUCUGUAAAUGUCAGCAUGGUGAAAAAAUGUCAAGUUGAUUUCAAGUUCAUAUAGUGCAGUGCUCCCCAGGGUCAUUAACAGGUUGGACAAAAAAUACAAAGUGAUCUGUGUAAAGGCGCUUAUAUACUUAAAUAUUAAAGAUUAGCAGCUACCACAAAUGGUGAGUAUCUCCUUUACAACACACGCUAUAGAGUAAGUGGAUGUAGGGAAACUGAGUGGAAACCAGUUACCACCAGCGAUAGUAGUAUAGCGCUAAAAACGUCACUUACAUAAUUAAUAUACAGCAAUUUUGGAAUGAAUAUACAGCAGUUUGCUAGAUGAAUAGGAAAACACAAUAUAUUGUAGUAUGGUAGUAUUUUAGAAAAAGCCAAUCUGAGUGUAAAUAUAAUCGCUAUGCACUCACAUGGGUUAGAGCCAUAGAACAUAUAUAUCUAUAGCUCACAUUGAGCCACUAUGGACAAAGACUGAAGAGGGCCUGUGUCCCCUUAGAACACAUCUGCUUGUGAGAUCUGAGCCUGUCCUUUUCUGGCUCAAACCCAUGUGAGUGCAUAUCGAUUAUAUUAACAAUCACAUUGGCUUUAUCUAAAAUACUACACUAUAUUGUGUUUUCCUAUUUAUCUAGCAAACUGCUGUAUAUUCAUUCCAAAAUUGCUGCAUAUUAAUUACGUAAGUGAAAUUUUUUUGCUCUCCACUACCAUCACUGGUUUCCACUCAGUUUCUCUACAUCCACUCAUUAACAGGUUAGUUAUCAUGAUAUCAUAAUAAUAUAUCUUCUUUAGCACCGGUUAUUCAGUCAAUGGUUCAGCCAAUACUCAUUGUCAUUGUCACUAGGAUAACUGUGUAUCACAAGGGACAUACUCAAAUCCAGGCCUGCUCCUGGGGCAGAUUUUAAGGUUCUGGGGAACUUGUUCCCCUACAAUGCCACAUACAAGGUUGCCUAGGUAUGUCUGAGACUUGGAGCAUGGUGGUGUCGGGGGUUGGUGUCCAGGCAAAGGCCGUUAAGAAGAUCUAAAGCUCUUGAUUUCAGUUGUAGUGGUGAGUCGUUCCUGGUGGAAUAUAGAGAUACUUGAGGGUGGAGACUAGGGGUUAGAGUGAAUGUGGGGAUGAAGAAGACCGUGGAAAAUCGAGACAAAGUGCGAUAUUAUGGGUGUAAACCUUUUGAAAUUUAAAGUGAAGAUGAGAUAGGAAGGGAGACACCGAGGAGGUGGUUGGACACUAUUUGAGGGUGUGGGAUGGAUGCUCCUGAAAAGUUAAGAAUUGUGGAUUUAAAUCUGCAGGAAGUGGUUUGACUUUGCACUAUUAAUUACCUACAGAAUCUUGAAGGUACCUUCUGCCUUCUAAGACUGAGAACUAUAACCAGCUCGCCCUAAUCUGGCUAAAACAGACUAUAUUAUGCCUAGUUUUAUCCAGGUCUGUAAUCACUUACACGUAUACUUCAUUUCACAAAGACUGUCAUAUUCCCAUUAAAAUAAUAUUUUAGAAAACUUUAUCAGAAUUCCCUUUUGGGUUAAUUUUUAGUGAAUAGCAACUUUUCUUAUAAGACAGUUAUUUCAAUCCCUGUUACGCAAGUCAGUGAAUAAAUGUCGCAUUGAGAUUUCCUAAGCUGCACCUCUGCAAACAUAACUUUGCAAAAUGAUUUUUUUUUUUCGUUUUGAAUUUUGCAGCUUCAAUAAUUUAAUUUAUCUUUUUUUUUUCUAAAUCUGAUUUCUGCUCCUUUCUAACUUUUUACUAUUUGUACUAUUUUUACUAUUUAGAUCUACCUAAAUUUUCUUUAACGCAAUAAAAUAAAGAUUGUUUUGUGUAGACAUUGGCAAGUUGACAAGACAUACUUAUUUUUUUUAAUUCCUCUCUUUUCCAUAUUUAUCUAACCUUUUUUAUGAAAUGGGUGACGUAUGGUAAAGUGGGGUUAACACGCUCUGAGAGUCUCUUAAACAGGCAACUCAGAUAUAUUAAUACAUUUGACAUUUAAGUAACAUGUAUUCAUAUUUAAGAGUACAAGGAGGCCCUAACAAACCACUUUAUCAGUGUGAUUGGUCUGACAAAUUGGGUUUCGUAAUCAGCCACGUCUAUUUACAGACAUUACAGAAAGAUUUUUAUAGUACAAAAAAAAAAUAUGGAAAUCCACACUCCUGCAGAUUAAAGUAUUUUAAUAAUAUAAAGUAAAAAUUUUUAGAUGCAAAGUAAAUAAUAUACGUGACACUUAAUUGUGCGAUUGACACAUUUUGUAUAUAUAUAUUUUUUUAAUUGGGUCUACUAAAUAUUGUAAAAUAACAUAAUUGCCAUUUCUUAAUACUGCAGUGAAAAUAUUUUGCUGAAUUUUUACAUAGUCCUGUUUUGUUUUAAAAAAAAAAAGACUUUUAAAAGUUGUUGUACUACCAGGCAUCGUAGCCUAUAUGCAUAGAGUCUGGUAUUGUUUUAAAUAUGACCUGUACAUAUUAUAUAUAUAUAUAACUUUAACAAUUAUUAAUAACAGAGCCUCGGUUUAAAAUACAGGAAAGCAGUUUAUGAUGUUAUAGGUAUUAAAAUGAAGCCUGGUCACAUUAAUGAACAAUAGUAAAAUACAUAGAAAAAUAUAAACAAAACAGACCCUUGUGCCUUAAUGUUUGUAAAAAUUCAAUGUUUUACAAUGAAAUAUGACAUUUUCCAAAUUAAACUGAAAUGAUGCAAACAAGUCACGGAAGAGAUCAUUAAAGUUCCCUACUGAAUGGAAUGGGUUAAUCCUUUAUGUUUUAGUCUAAUUAAAUAUGUAACAGGCAAUUAGUUUUAACAGAUUUCUAGACUUCUUCCUUAAGCUAUACUUGUUAAUAUAUUAUGUUUGCAUGCUGAAUUUAUACCGGAAAACAAGUGCUACGAUAAUUUUUUUUUUUACUAGUAUUUAAUAACCAUAAGCACAAGUCAGAAGAGCAAUACUGAUAUAAACUAAAUGGGGAUUAUUUGUUAAACUUGGCGUUGAGCAGAAUUGACUAGGGAAUUUAAAUUUUACUCUAAUUUAUCCAAGCUAAAAUAGCCAGGUUCUGAAAAUUUUACCUAUAUGAGAAUUUUCCUUUAGAAUUUGUAAUUUUCUCAUCAGAUCCCAACAAUUCCUUUUUUACAGCGUUAUUUAAUAAACUUAGAAUUCAAAAUGGCCAAAUAUUUAAGGCCAAAGUAGUUGUAUUGAAAGAAUAGCUGACUUAGAUAAUUUUUGCAGUUGGUUUAUUUAGAAUUUUACUUUGAAUUGUCACUUAACGGAAUAAUCCUGUAAGUGAGUAAACAUUUAAUGUCGACAUGGUGUCACGGUAUCACUGGACAUAGCAUCACGCAAGCAAUCUGUUUCUUCUUAAAUCUAGGAUGGUAGAAUGUGAAAUGUGAAUAAUCUACCCAGAACUACAGUAUAAUAUUUUGGCCAAACUGCGCAUGCACCGAGUAAGAUUUCUUUAUGAAAUUAGCUCAUGCGAACAUAUUUGUAGUGCAUCUCUCCUAAAAUUGGGCAAAGACAGCCUGGGAUGCUGCAUGUUAACACGGACAACAUGAUCACUAGUACGUGUACUUACAUUUAUUGUACCACUCAGCCAUAGGUACUCACACUGAGUGCCCAUUUCCACGUGCCAGUGAUUUUUGCUCGUAGCAGGAGAACCUUGAUGCCAGAAAAAUCAUCUUGGAUAUAUAUGUAAAUCAUAGCAUGUUUUAUAGACGAGAUGGCAUGGUAUUCAAGUAAUUGGUAGCUUGUCAGUGUGCAAUGUGGGUAUCAUGGUGUCAUGUAAAGGAUGUCUGUGUGGCAUGGGUACAUAUGGGUGCCACCUGGCUUGUGAAAUAUUAAUAGAAUAAAAGAUUCUCCCCCAUAGAGUUUAGAUCCCAAGUUUUUGGGUGGGUUCGAGGCCCAGACCACCAUUUUAAGGCUGGUUUAAUUAAGCAUGCUUUAAAAAAAAAAAAAUAUAUAUAUAUAUAUUAAAUUACAGGGCAUUAUUAAUUUUUUACUUUACAUUAAUCCGUUUUCCUUUCCUCAAAAUUCAUUAUGUUUGUGGCAUGCAUUCAACACAUAACUCCUUGUCACACCAUCUUCUCUGUCAAAAUACCUUCUGCCAGUGGAGUCCUGCACCAGUUACGCAGGUUGAAACGUACACCGCAUGCAAUAGGGUGUCUGACGGUGAAUAUAAUAAAAACAUUGGUAACAAAAUGUUAUUAUUGGCUCUGUAAAAGUAAAGCUGUUUUUAGGUCAUAGGUCAUAAAAAAGAUACCUCUCUAAACCAUUCUCAAAGUAGCUCAUUGUGCAAAAGAGCUGAUGAAGACGUCAAAAAACCCAACGUCACAUUAAUUCCAGGCAUCAUAUUUACACAGGUGGUUGCCCUGGGAGAAGUGCCGGAUGGCUCUGUGGUCACAGUCAUGGCUGGGAACGAUGAAAACUAUUCGGCGGAACUCAGAAACGCUUCUGCAGUCAUGAAAAAUCAAGUGGCGAGGUUUAACGAUCUGAGAUUUGUAGGAAGAAGUGGAAGAGGUAAGGCCUAGUCUUGCAACACCUGCUUUAAAGGGAUAGGCGGGUCAAAUGGGUUAGAUAAACUGCUUACAUGAUAGAAUAGGCGAUAGAAUAUUUUCUCUCUUAAAGUGGCACUGUCACCAAUAAUGCGUUUUUAUCUAAUGUGUUGCAAUAUAGCUUCCUGUGUUUGAAUCUAUUUUUAUUUUUUUCCCUGAGUGCUCCAGUGUUUGUAAGGACAUGGAGACUACUUUUCCUCAUGUAUAGCAGUCAAGUUGACAAACCCUGACAAAAGUCAGAGAUCGAGCAAGGUUUUUUUAAAGUUUUCUUAAAUCUAAUUUAACCACAAUCCGUCAGUAAAAUCAAUCCCACAGAAAGUAAAACUGCAGAUAUUACGGGCCGGGGGAAAACAAAAUGGUUGCCCUCAGAUAUUGAUAUCCUGCACAAGGAAGAACGAUAAAUGUAGAUAAAGGCAACGAUAAAUGUAGAUAAAUGUACAAUCCUUGAGAUCCAAGUGACAUUAGAAAACAAAAGCCAAGAGAGAAAAAAACAAUGACAGGGCCAUUUUAAUUCAGAAUUUUCAGCAUAGCAGCGGCUUACUUUUCCAUCCAGGUUUCAUUUUAGCUUUGAUAUUUUCUUGUGAUUCACCAGACAGCCAUGGUGAUGGUGUCCUCUUUAUUUAUUAAUUUUUUUUUGCUGAGGUUCCUUCUACACAUACAUGAUGCAUUCGCAGGUGACAUCAUCACCAUGACGUCACUAAGCAUUGUGGAAAAAAACCACCAUCAUACAAUGGCCUCAAAGUUAAGUAACUUUUCCAAAUGAUUCUGUUCUGUUUUAAAAAAAAUUCCAAAUGAAUUAUCUGCAAAUAUUUAAAAUGGUAAAAUAUUUGAUAAAUAAACAAAUAAAUUAAAUUAAAUAUUCCAUAGACAUUAAUUGUGACUAAUGCAGAUAAAUCAUUUCUUAAGUUUUUCUAACAGUGUUGAGAAAUAUAGAAAUCUUAUUAAAUUGAGGCCAGUGGCUUUGCAUUUGUUUUUAGGGCCAUCAGAGACUUGUAAAGGUAACGUGGGACAUUGCGGCUGCUCUACUAGUGAACACUAACUAAAAGAAAGCAGUGACUGUUUUAUAUUACUGCUUUCACGAGUUAUUGUUGUCUUAUAAUCUAUUUAUCUAACCAAUGACCUAUUUUGACCACAGUGUGCGCUGUAAAGGUUUGUGAUAUUUAUUGCACUAGCGUAGAGUCCGUUUGCGGUGUAUCCAAAAAUCACCUUUUUUCUAUUGAUGAAUGAAAAUUGCGUAUCGAUGGUUGCAAGCAUUAGGCUGGUCUUGCAUCAUCAGAUAUGUGUAUGAUAUUAAUCUUAGGUGCCACACUUGCAAUGUGUACAUGUAACCAAUGGAACCAUAUUACAUAACAUUCUAGACACCAUAACCUUUGCAGCUUUUUGUAGUUAAGGAGUCUUUGGGUGCCAUCUGCCUGUUUUUAUCAAAGUACUUUGACAGAAAAAAACAGGCCUUCUUGGCACCCACAGGCUAGCCUGUUAGUCACCAACAUAAUAAUGUGGAUGCAUCUUCAUCAUUAUCUGUCUGUAUGUUUCCACGGGACACUGGCAUUCAAAACUUCUUGCAUCUUAAAUAUUACAAUACGUUUUACUGUUAUAGUGCUCAUAAUGUAAAGGGGACCUUUCAUGCCUGUAAAAACGAAAGCUCUUUUAAAAUAGCAUACCAUUCUACCUAUGCAUCAUACUAGUAGAUUUACUAGCAAAUGUAUAGAGUGAUAGAAAAUUUUAUUUAAAAAUAGGUCUUUCUCGCACCUCGAGGAAUUGAUUGAGAAAGGAGAGCAGAAAAAACCUUCCAUACUCAGUCUUUCUGUUUCCCACACAUAGCAACCACUGCGCAUGUACUCUGGUUGCCAUGCUAACUCCUUAGCCAAUGCUGCUAGUGCUGACUAGGGAGUCGAGGGACGGAGUGACUGACAUCACUCUGUUCAAAUCCCAACGUGCUAUUGUGUUUGCAUCACAGAGAAGUUUUUCCCGAUAUCGGGAAGCAUUCCAAAACCGGGCAAAUGAAAGAAGAGACCAGGCUAAGCGCGGGAGGACCGAAAGGCGAACAGGAGAUGGAUGUUACAGAAGAGUUACACCCACAAAGCUGAGGACACGGCGGCGCUGGAUCGGAGGUCAACAUUUUAUUUGGGGCUAAAUCAGGCAAAUUUAAAAUCUACGGGACAGGUUCACUUUAAGCUUCAGUUGUAAAUAGCUGGGAACAGUGUCCAGUCUGACAUUUUUCCUGUUGACUGAAGGUCAGGGCUCUUAUCCACGAACCUUGAGACCAUUUUCAAGUGAUAAGUGAUAUAAACAUUUACCUCAUUUCUAUUUCACUGCAAGUAGCGAGGAGACACUUAUUAUCAAAAAAAGAUUUAUUUUGUGUUAAUUUCCUUUUUUCUUAAACUAUUAAAUAUCAGAAAGGCAUUACAUACAUAUGGAAUAUAUAACAUACCAGUGCAUCAAGCUCAGAAGCUGUAUGUUGUCAUUUUCAAUUUAAUCCAAUGACUUUCUUCAAUAAUCUUCAAGUACUACUAGUUGUGAUUAUUGUUUAGUGCAAAAACAAAGUGAAAAAGAAAAGCCUUUUUAGUACACUUUCCAUCUUUUCAGCUGAAUUUUCAAAUUAUUUUGUUUCUUUCUGGAUUGCUAAACAAUGGGCAAUAAGAGAUUUUAAUGGAGUACUUAUUGUUCCUUAUUUAACUGACAGCGAUACACCAUAGAUACAUAUAGAGUUGCACGAUUCCUUAGUUGAACUGAUAAUUGACUCCUAUGAUUCCUCUAUGCUAUAUUUCACUUCCAGAAAGGAUUUGGCUGUUCCUAUGCCUUUAAUAGCAAAACCAUAUCAGAGAGGGACAUGCAGAUAAAAUAUCGAAGCCAUUUAUUAAUUCAUUUUAUUUAAAGUCCAUUUAUACACCCCAAAACCCUGGCAUCAUUGUCAUAGAAUUUGUGCAUAGCUAGAGUGACGUUGGUCAUUCUGUUCCUUUAAACCUCUGGCACAGGACAGUGAGCUUGAGGUCUCUUCCUGAUCAGAGAAAGAACAAGGUCUAGUGUGCAUGCACUACUCCUAACAUCAUGCACAAGUGCGUAGCAACUCAAAAAUGCACUCUGUGUUCCUGACCCUAUAGUGUUCCUUUAAUUGGGUCUAUGUAGAAUGUAGGUCCAAAGAUUUUCCAAACGUGUAUUCCUGACCCUAUUGUGUUAAAAACUUUAUUUAUUACCCUGGUCCUACCCCUAUACGCCUCGCCUGGCAUCCUAAGAAUUGACAAUCUCAGCCAAUCCAGUGCUUUCUAAUAGGAUCGUCAAUUCUGAUGAUCUCAGCCACUGAAGGGGCAGAGCCAAUUGUUGCCCUGGCCAAUCAGCAUCUCCCCAUAGAACUGCAUUGAAUAAUCUCUAUAUUGUGCAGCACUGACCUAGGAAGCCCCUCCAGUGGCUGUCUGAGUGACUGCCACUGUAGGUGUCCCUAGGCAAUUAAUGUAAACACUUCCUUUUCUCUGAAAAGGCAGAGUUUGCAUGAAAAUGCCUACAGGGACAUACUAUGCUCACCAGAACAAAUUCAAUAAGCGGUAGUUUUUCUGGUGACUAUAGUGUGCCUCUCGGUAUGACAGGUGGAAUUGGCUUAUCUACUAUUGUUUAUUUUUUUUCUCCCCUUUUUUUUCUGUAAAAUUAAAAACAAAAGUAAAUAAAUAAAAAUGAUACACACACAGUACAGCUGGUCCAUGUUUGUGUAUUUUGUGUGAUAUAAGGUAAUUUCCUUUGAACAAUGCACGUUCUGGUUAGUCCUUCCCAGUCCAGUUUAUUGCGUGCCUAAUGAGAAAAUGACUAACCUAUUUUAUUUUAGUUCUGUCUGUUUUAUAGACGUUCCUGUCAGUAUCUACCCUUAUCUGUCCAGUUCAGAAUAUCACACUUUACACUAAUUAGUUUUGCUGUUAGUCUAAACAUAGCCUUAUCUAUGACAUGACUUCACAAUUUGCUCAGCAAGUGGGUCCUGGCAUUUUCUGAGGUCACAUGGAGUAAUUUGACUUCUGUUUUAAUCUGUUGUUAGUGAACCUGAAUGCUCCUUAAACAUCGUAUAGUUAUACUUUAAAUUAAUUAAAGGGACACCUGCCUCUUCUUUUUUUUAAUGCAUUAUAGCUAUAAUGCAUUUGAAGAUGUAAAUAAUUGCAGCAGAUUUAAAGCUUCUUGGGGGGGUUGGAGGGGGGUCUGUUCUCAUUGUGAAUGCUGUGCUUAUACCAUAAUCCUCAACAGACGUUUAUGGUGUCGGUACUUAAGCAGGUCCAAGUGGUUUACUAGGUGGAGACUAGAUUGAGGAUAGAGCUUGUCUUAUGUUUGCUUGUCUAGUUUUCAAAGUUAUAUUUGUUUUUGUUUUUUUUCAUUAAAUUUGAAAUUUAUAAACGACCAUUUUCAGAAACGUUAAAUUAUAAAAGUUAUAGAACUUCGAAAUAUUGUCAUGAUUUGGCCUUCUACAUGUCUUUACCUGACCUCGUUUUACAAUGUGAUCAGUCUAGGUCUCAGAUUAUUAAUUUGCACUAAUCACUGUGUGUGAUCAAGCAGCCACCAAUUAGACCUGUGUGAACCUCCCACGCAUCUAAUUCCGCAUCAGUGAUGGAGAACGUUUUCCCCACAAUGCAGUCAUCCAAGGCCGAGUGGUCUGUACUUCGAAUGCUUGAGAAAUCUCUGUUGCAAUGACUUAAUCUGAGGAAUCCCUUCAGUGAUGUAAUCUAGGGAAAUUCUUGUAGCCAUGACAUCAGUUUUUUGUCCUCUACAAACAGAGACCCAUGACGAGAUGUUGGAGUCUUCUGUGUUUUGCACUGAUAUCUCGCAUCUAAAAAAUAAAUAAAUACUAACUUCAUAAAGAUUUAAAAAAAUAAAUCUAGAAACCUCUUAAUAGAAAUAAUAAUUAAAAAAGUAGAUGCUCUUACUCCCAAGCCCUAAACGUCCUUCUAAAUAGUGUUUUUAGCUCUUUAAAUCUUCUGAGAAAGGUUCUGUAUAGGACAUGCACUGAGACUAAACCAUGUAUUGUGAAACACUGGAAAGGACUCCAUUAUCCUGAGGAGGAACACAAACAUGACCAUAAAAAAACCAACAGCUUCUGUAUUUAUCAAUUCCGCGCCUUUCUUUAAGAUCUGGACUCUCUCAGCAUACCUGGUUGCGGUAUGUCAACAAUAUAUCAAGUUUGUUCAGGUGAACUUAUUUUGGGGGUGAUAUGUAUAGACGGGGAUUUCUGACUUUCUCUGAUAUUUACUUCUUUUUUUACUCUCACUUACUAAUAUGUCUCUUUUUUCGCUCCCAAAAAUGUAAACUUGCAAAGUGCAUACUGUCUCUUUCCCACACAUCCCACGAAUCUUUUGAGCUACUCACCCCUUCAUUGUUUGAAUUGUUUAUCAUUUUUUUUAACACUGAAGGUUCUCACAGUAGUUGCGUAAAGCUAGUGUGUAGAGUAUUUGUUGUGAAUUGUUCACACAAAUUGUCAGAAUUUAGAAUAGGAUCUGCGUUCGCUACCGUGCAGGCAAAAUAAAAAUUGAAUUGGUAAGAAGUAUAUGUAACCCACAAAGUAUUAUGGCGUCUGUCAGCAGUUAGUGUACUGACUUACAGGGACUUGUUCACUAAACUUUUACAAUAAUUUUACAAUUAUUUUAGCCUAUAUUGGCAAAGAUUAAAAAGGACGGUUUACAUUUAUUUCAGUAUUUUAAUAUGACUCAUUAUUUUUAAGUUAUUUUGCUUUCUUGUUUGUGGUUUUGUGGACUGGUGAACAAUCUUUUAUCAGCAUCCAGGUUUAAUGAUUCCAGUUGACGUGCAGACCGUCCUGAUGUUAAGAGGCAAAUAAACUCAACCAAGCCGUUAAAGAUAUUCACUGUCUGUUUUGUAAAUGUUACCUAGAAAUAAUGUGGCAACAGAAAAUUUCCAUGUUCUUUCUGGUUCGUUUCUGACUGUUAAUAAACACAGUUUGCACAGGAUGUCACAAAAAUAAUAAAACACGACAACGUAAGUGAAACAAAUGCUUUUUAUCACAGCGAACUGAUGAAUAACAAACUGUGAAUUCCAAUCCCACACAAAUGUACCUCAUUUACUGAAAACUCACCCCCACGGGACGGGAAUUUAAAGAUCGACACUCCCCUGUAUAUAGAGUCCCCGAUCAUGGCUACAAUUCCAAGCCAGGUGUCAAUUCCCAUCAUUCUCUGACAGCCAAAAGCUAAAAAAAUAUAUAGUUGUUAAAAUCCAGUGGCAGGUGAUGAAGUUCGAUACUUGUUCUGAGCUGAGCUCAUGGGAAGACCACCAUUUCAUUGGGGUAUUGCAGAAACCCAAAACGGGCUGCUUUUCAUUGAUUCUGCUCAGUUAUUACCAUAGUCCAGAUACAUUGUUACAUACCCAGCCUAUUAUUCUCUUUGUACAACCCAUUUCUCACCAUCACCACUACCCAAAAAGCCUUUCCUGUUAUCACAGUGAAUAUUGUAUUUGUGGCCUUGGUGCCCAGGGACAAUUGGGUUGCAAAUAUGGUAAUUUGCCCUCAGGCCGUUUCUAUCUAACGCGCAAGGGUUGUAGUGAUAAAUGGGCACUACAAAUGCUCUACUUACAGAGCCAAAACGUUGCUAUGCUUGUAAACACGUAUGGUAAGUAAAAUACUCUGAAAAAAAACAGAUUAAUCUAGUACUGGACUAGGAUAGAGGCAAUUUCUCAAGAAUGCAUUUUCAAAGUAGAGUACCAUAUUGUUUUUGCAUAUUAUAUAUAAAUGUAUAUUUACAUCCCAUUGAUCCUGAGUUCCUUCCGAGUCUGAGGGUAAUUACGGUGAAGAAAAUAGCUAUCUUGUCAAGAAAUAAAGUGUGUGGUUUACUGACUAAACUAUGUAUUGCAGAGAACUGUCAGGUAAUUGUGAUAUUUCAGAAUUGGCUUGUUUUGACAUGCAAUUUUCACUUUUGUUGUCGAAAUCUUCACAAUUUCCAGUUUGGUUAAUAAUUUAACUAAAUGUCUUACUGUCAUUUUCUUCUUCUGCCUGAACUUAAUGUAACUGGGCUGUGUGUUCAUCUCCCACCCAUUGACAUAAAACAUGGAUGGAGGAAUCUUGCUUCUUUAUAAGAAACUCCUAAACAUAUUUAUUCUAGAGCCAAAAAUAAAAACAAAAGAUGUUCUCCAUCUAACUGUAUCGACUCUCGGCUUUGGCCAGCUUCCCAAAUAGCAAUUUCAAUAUUUAAAAAGGAGGGAAAAGGGACAGACGUAACUGCUAGCAGGCUUUACACGCAUGGGAGAUGAAGAAAGUCUCUUUUGAUGGUGGGUAAUUAUGUCCAAACAGAACUGACCCCUCCCCUCCGGUUUCUUAUGAUCUUAACGGAGGAAACACAGUUUUGUUUCUCUUUGAAGCAGACUGGAGUUUGAGAUUGUCCUCCGUCUGAUGCCAGAGGCAGCCUUGAGAUAUUGGCCUAUACUUGCCUUCUAUCAGUUCAUUUCCCAUCUCACAUUGCAGAAGAGGAAAGCCUCCUAGAUACACGCAGAGAGGCAUGGUCUGCCGGCGUGCUUGUCUGAUAAUGUCUUCUCCAAACACUCUCAGCCAUCAGAAGAACAUGACUCCGUUCACCAAAAUGGAGAUUGUGCAAAAUCGGCAAAGGCUUAAUUUAAAAUAGACUUAAAUCAAAAAAGCUAAACUGGAAAAACUUGGUAAAUUUGCCAAUUUUUCCAAUUCGGUCGUUUUGGACAAAAAUCUGCAGUUGUUUUACCAAUUCUCUAAUUCUCGAUUUAGUGACAACCCCAAGGAAUGUGAAAAAUUUACAUUGCAUUUUUUCUUGUUAAGACGUAACCUUAAAAUACGGUUAUAGUAGCAUUCUAAAGAUUUGGUAAGGGAAUAGGAAUCAUUGCUGACAGUUAAACAUUUCACCACCAUCAAUGUUAGGUAAAGCAUUUCUUUGUUUUUUGGCACUGUUGAUAUGUCAUUGGUGCCACAGGGAUUAACGAUAAAAAAAAAAUAAAAAAAUAUUAGUCAUUAUGUGCAAAGCAUGGACAAUUUAACAUGUGGAAUAAACUAAUGUCUACAUGGUUUUAAGUACGUCUUGCGGUGGUAUAAAAAAAUAUGUAAAACUGGAAAAAUAAAUCAUAGUGUAAUGUUAUAGACCAUGAUACCAUAAUGAGAUAUGGCAACAAAUGCACUCACAUAUACAGGGAGAAGCAUUACAACUCUCUAGCCAUGUAUCUGAAGAUGAGUUUGACUUUUGUUGCAGUGUAAUUACUUCCCACAAACACACUAAAGCGGGUCUGCCACUUUUCAGUAAUUCAUAAAGACAUAUUUGUCUACUUAGUAGGGACUACUUUGUCUUAUAGACAAGCCUGAGAUUGACAAAAAGGCGGAGCUCCGUCGUCAAUAUUUCUCCAAUUCCAGCAUGUGGCUCCUGGUAACUAAAAACGCCAGGAGCUGAUGAGGACAUACAGUAUGACGGUAAGUAAUACUUGAGGUAAGUAAAACUUACCUUCCCUGCAGCCUCCUGCCACUGGAUCCACACCGGUUAUGUCACUUUUGGGGGUAUUUGUGAAAUACACAAAGACCCCUGAAAGUUCCAGACCAACAUAAUUGUAAAGCGCUGUGUAAUAUGUUGGCGCUUUAUAAACGCUGAUAAUAGCCAGAAUCAAGAAUUCUGAGUUGGCAAGUUAGUUCAUUCCCGUAUAGUUGUGUGAUUUUUCUAGUUUGGCAAUUUUAAAAAUGAGCAAUCCCCUAAUCUCUGCAAUUUCCAGUUUAGUAAAGAAAUUUAAAGACUGUUACGUGUUUCGUAGGAGUAAGGCUGCUAACAUCUCUUACAGUGCAGUUUCUCCAUAAUGUUGCUCUGCAAGGUCAGAGAUAAGUGUAGUGCUAAAAGACACACACAUAUUCAUUUUCCUGUUAGUACUUGUGUCUCAUAAUCUGUAAUCCCCUCCACCCCCAUGGUGUCAUAUGCAUGUUAUCAGAAUUAUUAAAACCAGCACAUAGCCAAGCAACAUCUAAUUCCUAAUAAAUGUGACACGUUAUAAAUAAUAGAUAAAGGAUAAAUAGGGAUUGAAGGUAGUAAGGUGCAUGCUUUGUAUUGGACAGAGUAUGUGUGAAGAAUUCUCAUAGAUGUGUCCUGCAGCGCAUGUUGCUGCUAAGAAACCAUUUAAGUGGAAUUCAAGCGGAAGUUGUAGUGCUAAGAUUUAGCGGUGGGUUGUUCUAUUUUUUUUAAAGUGAUACUCCACUACCCAAAAACAUAAAAAUAAAAAUCAGACCUUUAGUAGAUAUAUGCCAAGUGAAAGAAUGGAUGCAUUUAAUUAUUCAUUUUUUAAUUGGGAGUAUAUCAUAACACAGCUUGCAAAAUCUGCAGAUAUCUUGUCUGCAGCCUUUGCAAGACCUCCCUUUUCUAACCCCACCCAGACUUUCUGUGGCUGUCCAAUCACAGACUUCCCAAUGCAGCUCAAUGAGAAGUCUUUGCAAGGCAGACCUUUUGAGUUUAGCUCCACUGAGCUAAUUAAACCAGGAAGUAACAGGACCACUUGUCUGACUGACAGCCAGGGACGUGUAACCACGUUAAUUUAUAAAAGUGUAAAUUUCCAUUGAAAUCUGAACAUUUUGUAAAAUAAAAAAAAAGCAGGCAAACCAGAGAGCUCACUCUUCAUACAUAAGGCACAUAAACAAGCUAAAGUGCUUUAGGAGUUUGAAUAUUUCGGAUUAAAUCAGAUGCCAGCCAGAAAGGGCACAUGAUGGCACAGAGAUGUAGAUCACUUUAAUCUCUGUUAUACGGGGAUGCGUUGACUUUGCCAUUAAAGACUCAUGCCUGUGUACAUUAAAUGGAUGCUGAAUCUCCUUACCCUCACUCCCCAUCAUUCUGUUAACCUGGGAGCCAUCAUAAAAAUAAUAAAAAUUUAUACUUGCAGUAUAAAUCUUGUUCUCAAAAAAUACUUGUUUGCCAAAAAUAUUGUAAUAUUUAUAAACAAUUAAAAUAAGUCUAAUAGUUAUUCAUAUUUGUUCAGCGCACAAUAUGUGAUUAAUAUUUUUUUCAUGGUUGCAUUGAUUAACUGUUACUAUAACUCAACCCUACGUUUGACUGCUUUAGUGAUGAAGGAAACUUGAUGGUUUAAGUGCCGUUCCUAUCUUCCAACUGUCUCUCUUCCUCUCGCUCUGUCUGUCGUCUUCCUCCAUCCUUGUAUCACUCUAUACCUCUUUCUGUCUACCUCAAUCUAUCAUAUUCAUCUCUUUAUCUGCCUCCCACCUUCUCUGUCUCACAACCUCAGUUUCUCUCCAUCUCAUUAAUCUCUCUCUGUCUCUGAAUCCCAGUGUCUCUCCAUCUCGUUAAUCUCUAUCUGUUUCUGAACUCCAGUGUCUCUCCGUUUCAUUAAUCUCUCUCUGUCUCUGAACCCCGGUGUCUCUCCGUCUCGUUAAUCUCUAUCUGUCUCUGAACCCCAGUGUCUCUCCAUUUUGUUAAUCUCUAUCUGUCUCUGAACCCCAGUGUCUGUCCGUCUCAUUAACCUCUCUCUGUCUCUGAACCCCAGUGUCUCUCCGUCUCGUUAAUCUCUAAAUCUCUAUCUGUCUCUGAACCCCAGUGUCUCUUCAUCUCAUUAAUCUCUCUCUCUGUCUCUGAACCCCAGUGUCUCUCAAUUUUGUUAAUCUCUCUGUCUGUCUCUGAACCCCACUGUCUCUACAUAUUGUCAAUCUCUCUCUCUGUCUCUGAACCCCAGUGUCUCUCCAUCUUGUAAAUCUCUCUCUCUGUCUCUGUACCCCAGUGUCUCUAAUCUCGUUAAUCUCUCUCUCUCUCUCUCUCUGAACCCCAGUGACUCUCCAUUUUGUUAAUUUCUCUCUGUCUCUGAACCCCAGUGUCUCUCCGUUUCGUUAAUUUCUCUCUGUCUCUGAACCCCAGUGUCUCUCCAUUUUGUUAAUCUCUCUCUCUGUCUCUGAACCCCAGUGUCUCUCCAUCUUGUAAAUCUCUCUCUCUGUCUCUGUACCCCAGUGUCUCUCAUCUCGUAUCUCUCUCUCUCUGAACCCCAGUGUCUCUCCAUUUUGUUAAUUUCUCUCUGUCUCUGAACCCCAGUGUCUCUCCGUUUCGUUAAUCUCUUUCUCUGUCUCUGAACCCCAGUGUCUCUCCAUUUUGUUAAUCUUUCUCUCCGUCUCUGAACCCCAGUGUCUCUCCAUCUUGUUAAUCUCUCUCUGAACCAAAUCCAUCAAUCCCCCUCUCUCUAUAUCUGUAUAUCUUUUCCCGUCUGUCUCUGUACAACAAUCUCUCUCUCCCUCCAUCUCCCUAUUUCUCUCCCCCUCUCUCUGUCUCCAUUGAGGAAAAAGCUGUGUUAAACCGCUGACAGACUAGAAGAAAUCUUUGUAUUUUAGAGGCCUAGCAGCAAGUGAGACCCUGGCAGGCCAUCUGAUCCUUUAACCAAGAACAGAAGCAUCUUCACAGAUCAGUCGGGCUUCGAGACUCCUGGCUGUUUAUUGAGUCACUGCCUCCCGCCCACAUCUUCCUGUCUUUAAACAGUUUGCAGAACUGAAUGACAAGAAUAAGCAUCACAUAUCUAACUGAUUACAACUGUCAGUGAGUCUGCAGAAGCCUGGUCAGCAUUCUGCGUCUCUCGCCGUGGGGAGAAAUUCCCUCACAUGUGUAAACCCUGCAGCGCUGGAAGUCUGGAACCUGUACCCAGAUUGGUGUCUCUUGCUGGCCGUCUCUGAAGAGACAGCGGGGACAUUCACGGUUAAUGACGGUCCAUUCACAGCAGUAGUAAUGCUGUAUUAUAUGGACUCAGCGCUGGGGAGGAGAUGUGAAAAAGCCUUGCUGCGUCCCAGCUAUGGCUGCGCAUGCGUGCUGUGCCAGAAUUCCCUCUCAGCAAACAUACAAACAUUCUGAAAAUAGAUAAAAACACAGGGCUUAUCUAGCAAGUUAAUUUUUUGGUUUUCCUGUUUGUCUAUCUAACUGUCUGCCUAUGUCUCUGUCUGUUUGCCUAUCUGUCUGUCUGUCUUCUAACAGUGUGCGCUCAAUAUGUCUCAGUUUGAUGUCACAGCUUUCCAUUGUCUGUCUGAGUAGCAGUGAAAUGGCGCACUGUUGUAAUACAAAGUUUUGGAUAAAGGGACCUACUUAUGUUUAGAGGAAUUUUACGUUUAGAUUUUAUACGCAUUCGAGAUGCUGUAAACGGUAAAUCCCGUAAUUAAGGCUGAAAGUGAUGGGGGUUGCAAAUCGACAGUGUUGACAAAGUUUGGGGAACACAACACUGUAAGGACGUCUGGUUGUACUACAUGGCACUCUUUUUAAUGAAAGCUAAUUUAAUUCAUCUACUAAACAGCAACUGGUAAAUAGUCGAAUCCUGUCCAGAAAAUAAGGGGUUUGCACUUAAACCAUUCAGCACGCAUGUUCCGAGCUUAGCAGUAGUAACACAGAUCAGUCAGCUGGAUAACUAUUUUUGAUGACUGAUGUUACAAGUUUUAUUAAUAUGCCACCCAUAAUAAAGUAUUUUUGGGAUCUUUUUAUAACAAACUUACAAGGGACGUGUUACAUAGUCUAAUGUAAAAAAAAAAUGGGGGGGCGAGGGGGGGGGAGGGCGGCGGAGAAUACACACACAGACUUGAUAAUGGGAUAACUUAGUGCCAAGUGGCUAAUUUUGAAUCCUAGAUGUUUGUGAACCACAACUUGUGAUGAUCAGAGAACCUUAAAAUACAAAAAGAAGCUCUCUCUCUCUCUCUCUCUCUCUCUCUCUAUAUAUAUAUAUAUACAACUAAGCCUGGCACUCCUCAGACUAAUAUACAUAAAUCAUCAUCCUGCCUGGGUGCAAACCCAUGUUGUGCAUAUAAUAAACCAAAAAAAGGGUGCACUCUAAGGUUUUCAAAUCCCAAAAAUUCUGUGUUUUUGAUAAAGUUCUAAAUGAAAACAUUGUCAUCUGGAAAUAAAAAAAUCAACGUUUCUACCAGUUCGAGUCUUUAUCAAGAUCAUGAUAAAGACCCAAACAGGUAGAAACGUCAAUUUUUCCCCCCACAGAUAGCAAUGUUUUGAUUUAGAACUUUAUCAGACACAGAAUUUUUGGAUUUGAAGACCUUGGAGUGCACCCCUUUUUUAGUUUAUUAUAUAUAUAUAUAAAUAUAGAUAUGAGGUAAGUGGCAGCAGGGUACGCAAUUAACACAGAUCUGACUUUCCACAUUUAGUUUUCUAUACUUUAUCAGGUUAUUAACAAUUACAUUAUCACUCAGCAGGCUACCUGGCUCACACAGGACUUUUUGUCAUCCCAUUUGCAGGAAAGAGCUUUACGUUGACAAUAACGGUUUUCACAAACCCACCUCAAGUUGCCACUUACCACAGAGCCAUAAAGGUGACGGUGGACGGACCCAGAGAACCAAGACGUGAGUACAAACUUCCUCUCUAUCCAUCAGUAUUAUCUGUGGUGGGGGGGGGGGGUAAGCUGGUGGGAUAUUGUUAUCUGAGUGGAUUUCCAAGGGUUAAAUUUGUCCUGUCACUUCAAUUUAAUAUUAUUAUAUUUUUUAAUAUUUGACAACGUGCAAACCUCGUUACCUGUGGUUUUUUAAAUCGGCAGUUUUUUAUAAUAUUUUCCAUAAACCCACUUAAUUCUUAAAAGGCAGAGAUUUGAGCAGCGCGAUUGCAGGGUAUGAUCUGUACACCAAAACUGCCAAAUUAAGCUGUAGUUGUUUUAGUGCCUGUAAUGUCCCUUUAAAUAUGUGAGGAAUGACUCUCUUGGGUUUUUCAACACAGCUGUACAUGCUUGAAACUGUCAUGGACUUUAUUGUUUUUUUGAGAUAUUAAUCAAAGAGGUUGGCAUGUAUAGGCCACCCAGUAAAUGUGUAGGGCAGUCCCUGACUGAAACUUUUCAUUCCAAAUUUAUAUUUAACAUGCUUAACUAUAAAUCUAGACUGAGUAUGCACUAAAAAACUCAGAUGAAAAUCUCAAGUGGGUAUUUCCCCGUCGCUGGACACUGUAGAAAUAUAUAUAAAACAUCUGUUCAUUUUGCUAUGACCUCAAGUAAACAGCAAAGAAAAAGUAUCCUUUUGUGUGGUUAGUUUUUAAAAUUCUAUGUUUGGUUUCAUCGAUAAAAUUAUAAAACCGUUUUUGCGGCAUUUUCAAAUUUUAAGAACAUUAUUUGAACUCCAGCAAAUUUUUUAUUAAAAAAUAUCCUAUUUUUAUUCUCAUAAAAUCACCUUUUUUAAAAGAGCAGAUAUCAGGUUAGAUUUUAACCCCUUAAGGACACAUGACAUGUGUGACAUGUCAUGAUUUCCUUUUAUUCCAGAAGUUUGGUCCUUAAGGGGUUAAAUAUGUCACAAGUAUGUUGAGGUUGGUUGAUUGACUAAUUAAAGCCUUUAUCAUAGCUUUUCAACAUUUUCCUGUGCAAUUAGAUGAUUGUAGUUAGGCAUUGGUUAAACAUAUGGCAUCUUUAAAUAAGUCAAGUAAAACCAUCUCAAACUAUUCAAGAGCUGGACCUCCAUAUAACCAGGAGGGAGACACGGCCCAAUCCAUUGGACCAUAAUUUAUUAUUUAAGUCACGGAAUGUUUUACAUAAUCUUAAGGAGCACGGUUUCAUUUUUAAAAUUCUCUGACAAUGGUAACAUUUCAUAGCAGAAUUAUAAAUUGGGAUGAUACCGAUUUUCCACAAGCCUGGCAUAGAUUUUGUUCCUUUUUAGUUUAUUGCAGGUGAGUUUACAGAGUGCUAAGAAAAAGAAUUUAGGCUUAUUCUCACGCUAUUAUUUAUUUUCCAAACUCAUGCUUGCGAAAUUUUGCAUGCUCCUCUGAAUUUAGUUUUUCCCCAGCCAAAAGCAAAGAAUCGUAUUGAUGGAGAAAUAGAAUGUCGUAGUCCACUCUUGGCAAAGUCCAUUUAUAUACACAUACAGACAAAUUCAUGUUCACAGUUUUGGGUCCCUCAAAAUUAAAGUAAAAAUCAAAUAUAUUUUGGGAAUAUUCACUGGAUGAGCAAAAAAACACUGAUUUAAUUUAGAUUUUUUUUCAACUGCUGACACUUUUUAUCUAAAAUUUUUAAAAAUCUGUUCACCAUUUGGGUGAAUAGUGAAUACUCAAUAAUACAUUCUAGUAAUAUAGACACUCCAUACUGUGUAAACAUAGAAUUUAAACAAAAAGUGAGAUGUAUUGAAUUAUAUUUUUGGAACUCUAUUCAUUUUGCGUGUCUAGUCUGGAAAAUGUAAUGUAAGUUACUAAAUUAAUUUAUUUCAACUGACUGGAUCAGAGACAGACUGGGUUAUUCAUUAAAUCUGUGAAACGUUAAACAUUUUCAACUUAGUUAUUUAUCAUGCUCAACUAUUUUGGGCUAAAUUUCAAAUUCUCUGGGUAAUUCUCAUCAAUCAUGGGUUUUGUAAAUACUUCCAGCAUUGGGAGGUAUGAAACCAGAACAGGGGGUGAGGGCAAGCCUUUAGGUGUGUGUCACUAAUACCCCUUGUAUCAUCGGCAAUGCCCAAAAUGGAGGUUGUGAUUGGAGUUAAUGGAUGCCAAGCUGAUUGACAACCUCACUGAAGCACUCUCUGUAUGGUCCCAGGGCCAUCAACAUAUAUUAUCAUAACAAAUAUGUGAUUUAUCAUGUAUUGGAAAUCUAUUAUAUUAUGCAAAGUAUUUUUCUUUCAUUGUUCAUUUGAACAAUUUCCAAUAACUAUUAUAUCAAGUCAUAAAAGUCAAAAGUGAAAAGAAUAAAAUAGUGCCGUUUGUGAAACUGUGUGUAGAUUUAAAAAAACUGCAACAUCUUGCCUAAAAAAAGGAAAGACAGUACAGCAGAUAAAGUGUAAGAUAAAACUGGUGAUUAACCACAACAGAGAUGUCACGCUUAAGACAUAAAGCAGGAAUCUGAGGAUAUAAUACAUGAGAACAUGCUUGUAGGAGAACUUUUCAUUUCUAUUCUCUUGAAGUCCUUGUACUUCCUGAAUAAACAAGGAUACAAAAGGGGUGGACCUGUUCACAAGAGUAGACAUCAACAUGGAUUCACGUGGAACCCAGAUUCAAAAUGCAGAAGGUCUGAAUAAAAUUUGGAAAGCCACAGACUCUUCAUGUGAAAAUGUUAACAGUCCUUACGAUCACUCAACAGAGCAGCUCUGUCAUACGGUGAUGAAUAACUGGAGCAAGUACAUCCAUGUCCAAGUGCAUGCGCAGCCCUGAUUGGCUACACUGCAGAUGUAGCCAUGUAUCUUGGCCCAGAUGCGUCAGUGGCCGGCCGCCAUCUCAACACAAAGCAAGUCUGAAGCUAUCUGCCAGGGAAGCAGAUAUAUCAAGCAGUGGUUGUAACCAAUAGAAAGAUCUCUAUGGGUUAAAGGGAUUCUACACUGCCAGGAAAACAUACCCUGCAGUGCCCCUCUCUGGCCCAGCCUCCAUCCCAUGUUGCUGAAGGGGUUAAAACUCCUUCAGUGACUUGCCUGAAUCCAGCACCGAUGUCUCUCGGUGCUGGAUCAAUCUCCACCCACGUUCCUCCCCCGCCGACGUGAGCCGGCGGGGGAGACCUAAUGCGCAUGUGUGGCAAUGCUUUCCUAUGGGGAUUCCGGCGAUGCUGGAGGUCCUCAUGCAUAGCGUGAGAACGUCCAGUGUUGUUUAAAACACUUUUCAUGUUCUAAGUACACAGAAGCCCCUCUAGUGGCUGUCUGAUAGACAGCCACUAGAGGAGGACUUAACCCUGCAAGGUAAUUAUUGCAGUUUAUAAAAACUGCAAUAAUUACACUUUCAGGGUUAAGGGUAGUGGGAGUUAGCACUCCAGACCACUUCUGCCCACUGGAGUGGUCUGGGUGCCUGGAGUGUCUCUUUAAGACAACACGGGAGUCAUGAGUGAACCAUCAUUUAAAAGUAAGAAUUAAAUGUUAAAGAACUAAAAAAUUGUGUAAAUUCUUACGAAACAACCUGAAUAUCAUGUUAUAAGGCCUUGUUAGGUAAGCAGUGAGUUAAGAAAUCACUCAGAAUAUUUAGGUUAAAACAUCCAAAUCUAGGGGAAAAUCUAAAAACUGCUAUUUUAGUUUUAAUUUGUGUGUUUCCAACUAACUCUAAGUAUUUUUAGUUACUAAUCCCCUUAGAUCCAGUUGCAUUGGUGAUGUCAUGUUAUAAUUUUAGGACUGGGCUUGUACUUCCUCUUGUCCCGGGAGGCUUGGGUUGAGCAGUUUAUAUUAGCGUCAUGCAUAAAUUCACUUUAAAAGUGACACAUGGAUAAUAAUUAUAUAAUUGGAAAAUAGUGGAAAUAAUUGAUUUAGUGGAUUAGCAAUAAUUACCGCGGCUAAAAUGGGUCAACAGAGUCUGCGGUUUUUCUAGUGUUUUAAAUGUGUAAUUGACUUUAUUGUCAGCUUACUGAUUUCAUAUGUAAACUAAAUGGAAUGAUUCAAGCAGAACUGUCACAACUGAGACCUUAAUACGACACAAUAGCUCUCUAAAAAUUACCCGUGACGGCACCCGACAGACCCCAGGUAAGUUGUCAAACAAAUGGUUUGGCUACUUAUCCCAGGAGGGUUCCAGGGCGCUGUUGUGGUUAUGGUGCUUGGAGUGUUGCUUUGAAAUGUGUUAAAGAGGCACAUGAUGCUCCAGUACACUCCACCAUUCACUACUGUUCACACAGCCACUAGAGGCGCUUCCUGCUUGCUAGGUGACUUUGGUUGCCUAACUGGUGCUGGACGUCCUCACGAUCUGCAUGCUUUCCUAUGGGGAGGACCAAGCACGCUUGCGGCAUUCGCCGUGCAUGCGCCUCAGUGCCCCCAUGAGGUGACGUCUGAGUUGAAGCUGGGUAGAGGGGCGUGAGGGAGAUAGAAGCCAAAGGGAAGUAUACUGCCAGAAAUACACAUUUAUGUAUCCAAUAUCACAGGAUAACGUGAUGCAAAAAAGCACAUGCACUUCCACCAGCCCCAAAUAACUCAAGGGCUGGACACACAGGCUAGGUUGGGGGGGAGACAUACCCGCAAAGCAAGCAUUAGGAAAUAAAAAAAUACCUAGAUAUACACUUUAACCCCUUAAGGACCAAACUUCAGGAAUAAAAGGGAAUCAUGACAUGUCACACAUGUCAUGUGUCCUUAAGGGGUUAAAGGUAUAUAUCUAGCAAUGUAUACAUAGAUUAGGUUAGGAUUAAACUACGCUCAUAUUUUUCUAUCUUUAUUUAUGUGGUUUUCAGAAUUAAUAUAAUGGAACCAAAUGUUCUUUUGUUUUACAACAAUAUCUCCUCAAUCUGUCCAUUGAAUAUAUAGGGGAUGUGUCCGAGGAAUAUUUUUGUGUAGGAACACCAGAGAUGAUCUUUUGUCCCUGGACCUUCCUCAUUAGAAAGAUACACACAGUUAUGUAUCUUUGAUGUUCAUCUGUUUCCAGUCAUUCUAAGUUACGAAGAAAAUGUAUAAGCAUGGCGGGGAAAAAAAUACUUAAAUUUCAAAUAUGGGGUGUGCUUGACCUGAGUUUCUAUGUAAACGUUCAGGAAAUCCACAACCUGAUGUGUGGUUCACACAGCAUUCAGAGGUCAGGUAAGGUGACCACCACUGACACGGACCCUGGACUCAGCAGUGCAGAAGAACAAAGGGUUUCCUGUUAAGUCCAGCUGCAUACAUCAGUUGACCAAAUGGUUUUCUUUAAAUGUCACAAAGUUGUGUUUAGACUUAGUGCAUCCCUUCCAGUUGGACCUCAGUUGACCUACAAUGGGUGACAAUUGUCAGGUUGUUACCCAAAUAAUAUCACUUUGGAGUGAAUCCCUGGGAUCUAGUAAAGGCUUUACAAUUAGUAGAUGUUUCUUUGUUUAUUGAGAAUAACUUUUUUUCUGGGAGCUUUGUACCAUUUUAAUGUAGUUUUCUAGAAUCACUGACUUACCCUGGGAUGGGGAAUGGCCUGGAUGUGUAUGAGGAGUUGGUGGAACGAACUCUGAGAAGCAGUCGUUUCAUUCUCAGAUCACUCUGUGUAUGUCAGGAGCUGGGCAGGUCGCCAAGCAGGAAAUGACACAUUCAGAGGCAUUCGUAUUGUGCAACCUUCCGAGGAAUUGAUGCACGGAUACACAGGCUGUUUACACAUUCCAUUAGUUGCAAGCAGCAUGGCAGACCUGGCUAUCCAUAUACACAUGGCAAAAUUAAGUCAUCUGGGAUCCUUGCUGUGCUCGCAGUCUAUUUUCUUUUCUGCCAUUAUAUUUCGUAUGCCUACAGGCAGAGGAUUGUGUUAACCUUUCAGUGACCACGAGUAUAAUAAACCAUUGCAAUUGAACAAUAUCAGACCAAUACAGUGGGGCUUAUAUUCUAUUGAGGUGACUUCUGUUGUUACUCCCAAAGAGUGAUAUUUUAUAAUAAUACAGUGGUUUAUAAAUUAUUUUACAACCAGUCCAUUUUGACAGAUAAACACAUUGCUAAAACUUUGCAAACCCGUAGUGGAUAUUAACUUUUAGUUCUAAUACAAGCACUAUAUGUUGAGACAUUAUUCAGUAACAGAACCCUGUAUUCUGAACACCGUAGUGUUCUCCUCUUUAUUUAGAUUCAGGCCACCCUUAAAUAUAAAUAAAAAUUGGAAAGAAAAAUGUUUUGGUUAAAAAAAAUUUAAAGCACCACUUGAUCGACCUCCCUCGACAUCAUUCUGAUGCAUCUAAAUGUCCAAUCCAAUACUCCCUAUAUAAGGAGCACUGGGGUAAAAAAAAAUGCAUGCAACGCCAUGCUCAUAUUGGAGGUUAGCUGUCAGAACUCGGUUGACUCGGCUCUCACAGUGGAAGUACCUCUUGGCUGUCAGGUAGACAGCCACUCGAGGCGUAUCUAACCCUGCAAUGUAAACAUUCCUCUAUGUACUAAACGGCAAUGGGUUAAAACUGAAAGUCCACUGCCUCCAAACCACUUCAUUGAGAUGAAGUGUUCUGGGUGCCUUCAGCUGUCCUUUGGGUUUCCUUUUAUUAUUGGUCAUGCAGUGCUUCUACUUUUGGUAAAUUUUGUAAGGCACUUAUCUCCUUCCUUGCAUUGGCUUCCUACUCAAUUUGUAGCCACAGAUCAGAUGUCAAAGGGAAAUCAACGAAAUCCUCCUAAUAGACUUCCAACAGCCAAGCAACCACAAUACAUACUGGGAAAGUCUUGGUCUGAUGAGGGUUGCCAAGAGACAUCAGAAUGGACGUCCACAGCGAUAUUCCUAAUUGGACAUGUUCCUUGAGUGUAGCCGAGAACCCAUAGAAAAGGUCUAUGGAGACAUUGUUUCUUGAAGGAACACUCCAAACAUCUAAAGCGAAUAAGCUUGCUAAAGUGUUUAUGGUUGAAGAGUGUGUCCUCUUUUUUUCAUUUUACAAAAGUGAAAAUUUCAAUAAAAAUUGGCACUUUUAAAAAUUAAAAGCAUUACGUAAGCAUAUCUGUAAUCCUAGCACUUUAGUCACCUUGUCCAUAGUUAAAUAUAGGCCCUCCCCCCCAGUUAGUCACUCUUUAGGGGUUUUUUUACUUUUAUUUUGGUUCUGCUUCCAUUGGGAGAAGAUGAAGAACGACAACAUAGUUGACAACGUCGUGUUUGGUUUAAAAAAAAACAAAAAACACACACACAAAACACGCACAUACACUCUCGUUCUCUUAUAUUUUAUACCAUCAUUUUAUAUCUCCUUUACAGCAAUAUUUUGCAUCUUUUUGCUGUAUCACUUUUAUGAAGUUAAAAAUUAUAUAAUUAUAAUUUAUUAUAAAAUGCCAGCAUGUUUAGCAGCUCUAUUUCAUAUGGGUAAAGAUUGUAUUAAAGGACCACUCUAGGCACCCAGACCACUUCAGCUUAAUGAAGUGGUCUGGGUGCCAGGUCCAGCUAGGAUUAACCCAUUUUUUCAUAAACAUAGCAGUUUCAGAGAAACUGCUAUGUUUAUGAAUGGGUUAAGCCUUCCCCCUAAUCCUCUAGUGGCUGUCUCAUUGACAGCUACUAGAGGCGCUUGCGUGCUUCUCACUGUGAUUUUCACAGUGAGAGCACGCCAGCGUCCAUAGGAAAGCAUUAUGAAUGCUUUUCUAUGUGACCGGCUGAAUGCGCGCGCAGCUCUUGCCGCGCGUGCGCAUUCAGCCAACGGGGAGGAGAAGAGGAGGAUCGGAGGAGGAGAGCUCUCCGCCCAGCACUGGAAAAAGGUAAGUUUUAACCCCUUUCCCCUUUCCAGAGCCGGGCGGGAGGGGGACCCUGAGGGUGGGGGCACCCUCAGGGCACUAUAGUGCCAGGAAAACAAGUAUGUUUUCCUGGCACUAUAGUGGUCCUUUAAGCAAGACAAACUGGUCCUACUCUAAUAAACCAUCCUAAGAUAAUGGCUUAUCUUUAUGUAUAGGGAAACUAGGCAAAUUAAAGUCCAAGUGGCUUAAAUUUAGUGCUAUAAAAAUAAAUGAUUUGUAUGUCAGCCCCAAGGAUUCCCAUUAUCCUAUACGGUAAGCCAUGUCCUCAUCAGCUGUAGAUUUUAUAAAUGUGAAUCUUGGUUGGUCCAGCUUAUUUUAUAACUCCUAUUUCUUUUUAUAAGUCCUUAACAAAGUAAUGCAGACAUUACCCAUUGCUCUCUCCUAAUUCUGUGUACCUUAUAUGUAUAGCUCAGCCUGGCUAUGCUUGUAUUUGAGGCGAUGACAUAUUUAAAGUGACAGGUGAUAAUCUUUCUGAGCAUUCCUCUUCAUCCCACCCCACACAUUUAUACUCUAAAACAAGAAUAGUCUUUUUUUAAAUAUAGUUUUAUAUUUCCCUGAGGUGUCAGCAAGCACAUAAGGACCACACAGGUUAAGCUUUGCUGUAAGCAAUCAAGUCAGAUUGUCUGCAUCUUUAUUUACGUUGGAUUGGAAUCUUGCAGUUCUUUGAAUUUGGAAAAUCAAAUUUCUGUGGUGAAAGUAUGAAAUUGAGAAUUAGAUUAAUAUUUUUAAGGUGAGGAAUGGCUGUCGCCGCAGUUGGGUCCCAGAGGGUCAAACAAAUAGUGAUCUACAAGUAAAUGUUCUCCUUUGAGUUUUGGCAAAAGCAACCAUUACUUGCAGAUCGCUUAUCCACCCUCCCCUCUCCCUAAAAAUGAUAUUUCAAGGUUCUGUUCAGUAAAACAAAGAGAGAAAAGUGUAUUUAAAUAUUAGUGACAUUGACACUGAUGUACGUGUGUUUUUUUAAUGGUGAUUAAAGGGUUUGCAGUCUAGAACAUUGUUUCUGAUGUGUGAGUAACAGCCAAUUCGCCAAGUUAUUUAGUAGAUUUCUUUAUUCCCGAAUAAAUGGGAUUGUUUUAAUUUGAUUCACUUUUUAGUAUGCGUAAUACAUAUACAGGUAAAUAACUUGCCAUUCGACCUAUAAGUAAAUAAAUUGGUAAUAAAUCACUGUGACUGUGUAUUUGAUUACUAUAAUAAAAAAUUAUCUUUUGUCGGUACUUUUCACCAUGAAAUCUUGUAGGCUAUUCAAUAUUAAACCGUAUGAUAUCAGAAUGUAACUAAACAGUGCAGAGAUAAAGAAUAACUGUCAUCAGAUUGUGGUAUUUUUUUAUUAUAAGAAUCCUUGCAGAAUGUAAUGAAAAGAUAAAAUUUAUUUAAAAUGAAGCAUAUGAAAAAAUAAAUACCUGAAUAUCUGGUCCCUACUUUCACAGAACACGUGCUCCUUCUGCAAUCUUCAUACACCUUCGGUCAGACUGAGGUAGAAUCCGACUGUUUAAGAAUUGGUUGGGCCGCUAAUCUGCAAAUUCUGACCGCAUUUGGCUGUAGUAAAGAGGAGAAUUGCCAAUGUGGUCGGAAUUCAGUCAGAAUUCGGAGCAGGCUGAGCACACAGGGCGAUUGCUGAUGAAAUCAUUGCUCCGUGCAGGGAGUGAAGCAGGAGCGUAAUGGUCGGAUUCUACCUCAGUCCGCCCAAAAGUGUCUGAAUAUGGCAGAGGGAUGUCUGUGUUCCGUGAAAGUAGGGGCCAGAUUUUCAGUUAUUUUUACACAUACUUAUAAUGCUGCAAGAAUUCUUAUAAUAAUAAAAAUAAUAAAAUCUGGUAACAGUUAUUUUUUUAAAUGUAAAUAAUAUUGCGUUUAAUCUUGAUAUUGAAUUUAAAAUUUUAGACCAAAUAAAGUGUGAGCUGAAAUUAUAGCUGAAUUGAAGAAUUUUUCAAAUUCGGCUAUUAGGGCAGAAAUUAAAAAUAUACUUAGUAACUUAGUAUUCCCAACAGUUCACAUUUAAAGGGCCAGUCACACUUCUACUCCUUCUAGGCAUUGUUUGCAACAAAAAUACUGAACAAUAACUAUAUUGCUUUUCUAUUUUGGUGAGGCUGACAAGACGGUGCAUGUUAGUGGUGGUAAAUGUUUUAUAUAUAGCCACAGACCUUUUCUGUGUUGCAAAUUCCACGUUUCACACUUUUACUCAUCACAUUCUGUGUCUCAGUCAGUGUUUUGUUUUGUUUCAAAAUCACUUUUCAUCCAGCAAUUUAAAGGCUAUGGACUGAAACACUUAACAUUUUAGCCAGUAAGACAGAGAUGGGACUUGCUGACCAUGAUGAGAGUUGCAGUCCCUGACCCCUGCUGUGUCAGAGAUAACCAGUCCACAGACGCCAGAUAAUGGACCUCGAUACAGAGCUUGUAUUUAGACUCAGCUUGUACUUUUGCAUUGCAUGUAUUUCCUGUUUCCUAAACCACAGGAGACCCUGCGUCUCUAUUUAAAGUGGUUUUUAGACCCUGUUAUCAUGCACAAAGCCUGUGUGAGGAUGCUCUGAUAUUUGCUCUCUGCUGUUUUAUUGCUGAAAGCCCUUUCUCUCAUUUCCUGCUCAAGCAAUGUGAGAAAGGCAGAUGUCGUCAAAUCUUAACUGCUUUUCUCCGUUGACCGCGUAGAAGUACAGGAAGCAGCAGACUUUGCAUAUGGCGGACGUUCUUUGGCGCAAUUGCGACAUCUGUGCGUCACCAAUACAAGAAGACAGCCGAGGAGAAACUGUAGGCUCAUACAGCUUGUGUGAAACUCAUAAUGAGAAUUGUUUAUUCAGAUGGCUUUAGUAAAAAUGAUAUGCCAACCCUGACAUUGGACGCAACGUUUGGUGCUGCCAUCCUAUUGUCAGACCUCGCUGUGUUUAGCUAACAUCAGAAAACAGGUAGCUAGCUAAUCUGCAGAUGAACAGAAACUGCCUUAACCCUCUGGCAGAACUCUGGCAAGUAGAGGAUCAUGGGAUUUGUAGUUUAAGAAAAGCUGGCAAUCCCUGGUGUAAGGAAUAUUAGUGGGACUUGGAAAACUCAGCCUAAUCAGAUUGGUAACCACUGAUCUGAUGUUCUGUUCACAUUUCAUGUAAACUGUGAGGAUGUGGGUGAUCUGUCACCCUUAUUCACCAACCUGUGAAGAGUAGAAAAUUGGCCGGAUAUAAGCCAAAAUUGUUGAGCAGGAUACAUUCAGCUAGUUGUUGUAAUUGGAUUUCAUGGUCUAAAAUUUGCACUACCCUUGUUAAGUCUCUGUAAUUCCAAGUUUUAUGAAUAGCCUCAGCCAUCAUUGAGUCCCAUUGACUCAAAGUCCUUUAUACAUGGUGAUUACACUGCCUAUUAUUAAUUUCUGUCUUACUAUGAUCAUACUGACUUUUUUAGAGCUUAGUAUGAUAUGUAAGUGUCAUUACUGUCCCUUUGAUUAAGGUUUGUUUUGAAUAUGAAGACCUAAGGGCUGUGGCUGUACUGUACCUUUAAUUAGAAUUCAGUAUUCUAUACUUAACUUUGUUUUAUCUAUAUUGUAGUUUGAAUUACAGCCUAGUGUGCCAUAGUGUGCAUAUAAUGUCUAUUACUAUCCUUUAAUUAGGACUUGAUGGACUUUACAUUACCCCCUAUUGUCCCAUUAAUUAGGCAUAAUUACCAUCAAACUUAUAACUUAUUAUAAUCAUAAUUAUCAUCAAAAUUAUUGUAUAUAGAUUGCAUUCCUCUCAGAUGUCCCUAUUUAGCAGGGACAGUCCAUAACAGUCAUAAAUCCCUCUGUUGUAGGAGCUCCAUAUUGUGUUUGGGUGUAUAACUGAGCUCCACAACAAUAAUACUACAGUAAUGUGUCUUUAACCCCUUCAGGACCGGACUGUUUGAGCCAUGUUGUACGUUAAGGACCAGAGCUGUUUUAACACUUUUGUGUUAAAUUAUAUAUAGUUUUUUUCAGGACAAGAAGGGCUUUUUUUAAAUACCAUUAUUUGUAUCAUGUCAUAUAAUUCACUUAAAAAAAUAAAUAAAAUAAAAUAAAAUAUGGUGAAAAAUUGAAAACAAACAAUGAUCACAAUGAUCACAACAAUGAUAUCAUCAGUGAAAGCGCCGUUUGUGUGUGAAAAAUGCAAAAAAUGUCACUUUCACUGACAAUAUCAUCGCUAAUAUUUGUGUUCAGCGAAGUCUCCAAAGUAAAACAGUACCCCCCAUGUACAGGUUUUAGGGUGUCGUAGAACGUUACAGGGUAAAAUACAGUGCUAGCAAAUUAAAUUCUCUGGACUUUCGGCCUGGGUUGUCAGGCAGGUCCCUCAAAUUGCAAUCAAUAAAAUGACCUGAUAAUGUAAAAAUAUUACAUAAAUACGCAUGAAGAAUUUAAAUAUAUAUACACAUUUAUAUAUUUGAAGUCUAUGUGUAUAUUUAUGAAAUUAUUUAUGUAAUUAUGUAUAUGGACAUAUGUAUAUUUCGUAUUAUUUUUAUUUAUUUAUACAUAGAUAUAUAUAUAAUUUCAUUCUAAGUGUAUUUUGAUAUAAAUAUAUAUAUAUUAAUAUCAAAAUACAGUUAGACUAAAAUUACAUAUAUAUAGUUUGUUUUUUCUUUAUUAUUUUUAGAUUUUUUUAUUUAUUUGUAUUUACUUACUUAUAUUUUAUAAUAAUAUAUAUAUACAUGUGUAAUUUAAUUAUACUUGUAGUUUUACAUUAAUAUAUACAUAUAUUAAUAUAAAAAUACACUUAGUAUGACAUUAUAUAUACAAGAUAUAUACACAUUAUAUAUAGAUAUGAUAUAUGCAAAUAUAUCUCAUAUAUACAUAUAUUAUAUAUAUAUUUUUUUUAAAUUUAUUAACAUAUUUUUAUUUUCAUUUUCUAGCAGCAGGCAGAUACUUGGACACCUAUUGCGGCCAUGUGACCGCUCUGUUAGAGUGAUCACAUGGCCCGUGAGGGCCUAAUUUGCCGAGGGGGGACUGUCUGGGCAGUCAGGCAGUCCUCCCAGAACCGGAGCAACGCCGAUCGCUGGCCGGGGAACGGCGGCAAUCGGGGAAGUAAUUAUGAUGGUUCAGGACCGUCAUCAGUCCUCAAGGGCAUGUUUCUGAUGACGGUCCUGAACCGUCAUUGGUCCUUAAGGGGUUAAAUUACAAUAAAUGUGUUUAGAAAUCAGUCCAUAUGAAAACGAUACAUUGGUCUUGUUCUAAUUUGCAUUUCAUUUGUAGAAAUUAUUAUUUCUAAAUCACCUAAAAUGCCUCAAAACAGCCCCCGGCCACCCCCCCCAUAACAAUUCUCAUAUUCACUAUGCUACCUGAGAACACAAAACAGACUCACAUAGUCAUGGGGUAAUCGGUCACAUGUGUUUAAAUUCCGAGUCCAAAAUGGGUUUUCAAAUGUAUUGAGAUAAAUUGUGAAUUUAUUUAAUUGGAGGAUGAUCUUAAUACAUUUGAAGAUUUGAUGCUGUGAUACAUUAAAGGGACACUAUAGUCACCAGAACAACUAUAGCUUAAUGUAAUUGUUCUGGUGAGUAUAAUAGCUCCCUUUUUUCAGAUAAAAGGCAGUGUUUACAUAGCCCGUAGGGACACCUCCAAGUGGCCACACCUUAGAUGGCCACUGUAGGUGCUUCCUGGCUCAGGGCUGCACAGUAAGCAGCCCUGCCGUUCAGCGUCCCCACGCUCUGCAUAGAGACGCUGAAUUUUCCUCAUAGAGAUGCAUUGAUUCUAUGCAUCUCUAUGAGGAGGUCCUGAUUGCCCAAAACGGCAUUUGGUCCUGCCCCAGUGCCGAUUUUAGAUAAAAAUUGCCCAUUUUGAUGUUGUCACAAAGGGGCGGACCCACGCGGUGCUGGAAAUAAGGUGAGUUUUAAACUUUUAUAGGGGGGCUAAGUGGGGUCAAGUCAUCUAAAUGGUGGGUUUAACACAAUAGGGUCAGGAAUACAUGUUUGUGUUCGUGACCCUAUAGUGAUCCUUUAAUAUAGUAGUUUGCGCAGUUUACCCAUCGCUGCAGGCGUUGGUUGUUGUCUGGUCCACACUCACACUAUGCUACACCUUUCAAUGAACUUGAAACCAGAUACUUAUGAAAUUCACUGGAAUGUUUAUGAGAAAGAUGACACCAUUGUGUUCACACCUGACCGCAGAGCUCAUUUGAUGACUAGAUAAAUAACUCUUCCUCCCAGAAAUCUCCAUAUUGUCACUGAUGACUGGAAUGAGGAAAACAUGAGACAUUGUGUCUUUAUUUCUCACUACGUUCCCUUUGAAAUCUUUCCCCACAUACGCCAAACAUCUUUGGGUUUUUUGUUGGUAGACAAACAUUCCCACUUUAAUAUUCUAUUUAUUUGGUUUUUUUUUAUUGGUGUUUUUGUGAGCUCGUCCAAACAAUGUUUCCUCCUUAUAUAAUGUAUUGCAACAUCCUGUAGAUAACCAAAGCUGCUUCUCACACUCCUGACUUGUUUUAGUUAGGCUUGUUAACGAGUCAGUAUUUAUAUGAAGAGCAGACACUUUGCAGGAUAUUCAAACUCCUAAUUGGGUUACUUUUUGCCAAUACUCAUUACUUUGCUUGCAGGUGGCUAAAGUUUACUCUCUAAACAGUGAGCUGUUGUGAGUUGUAAACCAACAAAAUUUAGGCUGGGAUAGCUAGGAUGAACUGAUGACUUUUCAGACAGAUUGGCUUUUGUGGCCUGUAUUUUACAAACCAAUUGGCAGCUCAGCCCAACUAACUGUUUAGUGAUAAAUAGUUGUCUGCAAAAAAAAUAUUUAAAAAAUAAUAAUAAUAAUUAGAAUUAUGCACAGUGUUUAGGAAGUUUAUUGAAUACUCAGUGUCCAACAAUAAUGCCCAUUUAGAGGGAGAUUUAGGAAUUUUUAUUGAAUGCAAAUUUACAGAACAAGUGCUCCAUUUGCCCCGUGUUCACAGCACAUAACCAGCACAUUAUGGGUUAUACUGAAAGAAAUAGUUAAGUCACCCACAUCGUUCCUAUUAAUCAGAGGGGGCUGCGGCCUGGCUCCCAUUCUGAUCUGAUGUAUCCACAUGCCUUCUAAAUACUAUAUAAACACUCAUACUAUUGCACCAUGAUAUGAAGGAAAAUGGAGGACAUUCUGUCAGAGACACCCUUUAUUUUUGUUUUUAUUUAAUACCUCCUAACUGUCCUGGAUCUAGAAGGAUUGUACUUAUUUUUGACCCCUGCCCCAACAUCUCAAGUGAAGAGUAGGUGCGACCCUAGUGCGACUACCUUCGCUCUAGAACUCACUUAACAUGCACAAGGGCUUUUUGUAGCAGUGAGUUUGUGGGGACCUGGUUAACACGCUGGCAGAUUGCAUUGUUUAAUGUAAACACAGCAUUUGUGACAGUAACACGUGAGCUGCAUCAGUAAUUUGCCCUUUACCUCAGCCACUCCCCCUUCCCUACCCAGUUUAUGAAGUUCAAAAAUUUGGCAAGUUUGCAAUUUGUGCCUCGCUGCAAAAUAUGUCGUUUAUUGAGGUGAGAAUAUAAAAAAAAUUUAACUGGAAAAAAAAAUAAAAUGUGGGGCACUCCAUUCAAGUAGCAAAUUUAAAAUAAUUAGAUACACUAGCUACAAGAUUGUAUAGGUGACCCCAUGAAUUAAUGAACACCUUUAUUAUGUCACUUGCAAGCUGCCUGUACCAAUGCUUGUUUUGGCUUUGGCCUUGUGGUGUACGUUUAAUUGUUCUAAAGACAAUGACGGGAACAUAGAUAUAUAUUAAUGCAGGUCAUUUUUUACCUAUUUUUCUGUAGAAGGCUUUCCACUGACAAUAAUAAUUAACUGUUAUUUUAUAAUUUGCUGUUUCUAGGACACAGACAGAAGCUUGAUGACUCUAAACCUAGUCUGUUCUCUGAACGGCUCAGUGAUUUAGGGCGCAUCCCUCAUCCCAGUAUGAGAGUGGGGGUCCCAACUCAGAGUCCACGCCCCUCCAUGAACUCUGCACCAAGUCCUUUUAAUCCACAAGGACAGAGUCAGAUUGCAGGUAAGGGGCAGCCGUGGGGGAUUCAUAGAAUUUAUUAAAUUAGGAUUGGGGAAUAAUUCAUCUCAAAAGGGGUAACUGUUUUAAAUAAGUACCAUAGUGGUCCCCCAUAUUUAUCGUAGUCUUUUGCUUGCAGCGGGUAUUUUAAUGGCCAUCACUAGUAGUUUGGAAGGCUUUGUUGUCAAAGAAGGAGAAGAAAAGGUUUCUACAUAGUUAUACGUGUUUAAACAUAUUGUGGAAAGAUAGUCAAUGAACAACCUCUUAAUUUUCUUUAGUUAGUGUUCUCUGUGAAUGGUUUGUCAUUGGUUAGCCUGCUAGAGUUUUCUCUCAAUAUUUUGCAGAGGAGUUAGAGCAAUUAUUUUAUUUUAAAUUUAUUUUAUUUAAUAUUUUAUAAUGAAUAAAAAAAGUGCAUGUUCUGUGUACUCUAUAUUAAUAUAAUAUUAAACAAGAAAAGUCCAUAUAGGUUAUAAGACGCCUUACAUAUAAUGUAAAGUAGAGAUCGAGAUACCACUGGUGGGUUAACUAGUGUCUAAGUCUGUCUGACAUAUUCACAAUUGUUUGUAAACAUUCUACACAUGACUGUAAAAUGUAUCUUAUUCGGAGCAUCAGAGCAAAGUACUGGGUGUCCCUAGACCAGGGCUGUCCAACCUGCGGCCCCCCAGAUGUUGCUGAACUACAACUCCCACGAUUCCCUGGCUAUCUGUUUCAUUGAAAGAAUCAUGGGAGUUGUAGUUCAGCAACAUCUGGGGGGCCGCAGGUUGGACAGGCCUGCCCUAGACAUUGUAACAUUACUUCAUCAUUAGGGAGCUCCAACGCUACAAAUUUGCUGAAUAUUUUCACCUAAGCUCAGAUGGAUAUUGGCAAAAAGUAUAAUUGUAAUUUUACACUUUUUUUUUUUCUGUUAAAGAAAAUACUAAAAACAUACUAUUGGGAUUAUGUAAGCAGAGCCUAUUGAAAUCUAUGUGCAAAUGACUGUGCUAAGAGUAGAAGACAAUCAUACUCAAAUGUCAUUUGGAAGAGAUGCAUGGACCUGACUACUAGAGAGAACCUGGGAUGGGAAUGAGAUUAGAUAAAGGAUUGAGGCUUUGGAAUGGGCUUAUCCAAGGUGUCAGAAAAGCAAGGAGUAGUGUACAAUCAGUCAGGCAGCGAGGUUGCAUUCCAGGGGAAUGGUGUGCAUCUGGGAUAAUGUCUGAAAAUCCAUUGAGCUGCCUACGUAAUGCUGGUGGCUUGUUGUCAGACUUUCUGGCCCUUAGGCAUCAUUGUGGAUAAGACACACUAUUGUGGUGUACUGAUAAAUGCACGACCCUACAAACCUGUAAAUGGCCUUGUAAAUGGACUCUCGGAUUGACGUUAACCAGCACUUUCUUGCUAUGGGGUCCUACCAUUAAAUAUACCUGCAGCCUAGCUUGCUGACGCACUUUGUGUAUGAAUAGUGUGUGUGUAAUAGUGUGCAAAUACGUGUCAUUAAGCUGCAGUGGAAGCCUGUGAUUGGACAGCCAGAGGAAGUCUGGUCUGGGGAAGAAAGUCAGGGCUUGCAAAGGCUGCAGACAGCAGAUCUGCAGGUUUUAGAUAUACCCCCAAUUUCAAAAAGGCUUUAUUAAAGGAACACUAUAGUCACCACAACAACUACAGUUUACAGCUCACUCAGCCGGCCACUAGAGGUGCUUACAUGUUCUGCAUGGAGGCGCUGAAUGUUCCCCACAGAGAUACAUUGACCCAUAUGAGGAGAAGCUGAUAAGCCGGCGCAGCGUUUUGCCUCGUUUGUGUAUUAGGUUCCCAAUGCUUUCCUAUGAGAUCAUAAGAAUUGUCGAUCUCAGCCAAGGAGGCGGAGCGGGGUCAGGACCAGCAUUUUAACAAUUUUUAGGGGGGGCUGGGCUACCUAACGUGAUUAACACUAUAGGGUCAGGAAUGCAUGUUUGUAUUUUUGAUCCUAUAGUGUUCUUUUAAAUGCACGUCUUCAUUUGGGUAUAACUACUUAGUAUGGAUUAUUUAUUAUUUUGUAUUUUGGGCGGUGUAGUGUCCCUUUAACUUAAAUGGUUCUUUUGAAAAAGGCUGUACAUUGACAGCUUCAUGAGUUAUACAUUGGUGUGUGUGAGUUUAGCUUUCCGAUAUGACUAUCUGUAUACAUGGCUUUUUUUACAAAGUUAUGGUUGCCUUGUGAUUAAUACUGAGAACCUGAUUCAUGGAGCAUUAAUAAGUGAACUACAUAUAUAUAUAUAUAGCUUGUUUGUGUUAAUGUCUUCCAUUAAGGAAAAACUAGUUCCAUACUAUUCAUAUGCAUUCCACUUACAUCUCUGGAGAUUCUGAGACAUUCCUCUGCAAUAUUCUAAAAUUUUUCCAACACAUUCAUGGGUAGAUAGUUUUAUCAAAUACAUGUUGAAUUGUAUUAGAUAAAAAAAAGCCACACAACACAAGGCUUACGUUUUUAAGAAUUCUCCUGUGACAGACUUGGAAAAAAAAGCUGUCAGGAGGGUUUAGUCAUCGAGUGUGAUCUCGUUGUGCACUUACUGCAUGCGGAAUUUCCAAACACGUAUACUGUCAUCACCUAACCUUAGAUCUGCUGCUGAUGGCCUCCGGCUAGUGAUUUAGCUGAGUGAUUUGUCCUUUGCAGCCACAGUUAUUAGUUGUAAAAUUAGCCUUUCGACUUGACAAGUCCUAGUUUGUCGAUAAGUACACAAGUAUAAUCUUCCCAGACAUUGGCAUGUAAUAUACACCGACUUGGCAGAUGUCUGUACUUUAACGUGAGUUGGAUGCUCAGUUACUUGUCUCUUUCAAAGCAAGUGUAGUGCAAGAAGUAAAUAGUGUCUCUUUCUUUCAAGGAGGGGGAAUAUUAUUACAGAGCAUCCACGAAAGCCACCGUUAGACGUAGGGUCUUAUUCCUAUGUAAAAAACAAUGUCUCUUGUCAUAUACAGUGCUAGCAAUAAUAUUUUCAAUGAGUUGGUCAUAUUUUUCACAUUUUCUCCCUUAUGUAUAAAUACAGUUUAAUGGAUGGCAGAUUUGACAUGGUAUUUUUUUGCGCCUGUUAAAAACAGUACGAAAUCAGACAUUAGUGUCAUUUUAAAAAACAAAAGAAGGACUAUCCCACAUUUCUAUGCACAUUUAAAUAACUGGAGGGUUUUUAUGGUAUCACUCCAAUGGCCAUUAAAGUGUAAGCUUACCUACCACGUCAAGGCAAAAACUCUUGGGUAAGUCCUACACUAGCAAUUCACCUUGCACUACAUUAACCCUUAUUAACCCUUAAUAGGGAACACAUUGGUAGACGGCAGCAUUGUAACAUAGCUGUGUAAUACAAACGCAAAUAGGAACAUAAAAAAAUGAAGCACUAAAACUCCCAUUACUCAUGGGCGGCAGCAAUGACUACAGUACAUAUCAGCCCCAAUGCAUACAAUGAAAAUCAAGAGUGUUAACUCAACAAGAGAUGGCACGGAACAUCUACAAAUCAGGCAGGGCUAUUGGCUAAACUCCGAAUGCUCACAAAUAAUAUACCAGUGCCCAAGCUGAGGCUAAAAUGUGGUUGAUCUCGAGAAUUUUUCCAGAUCAACAAUUUUUCCAGAUCAACAAUCUUCGGAAACUAUAAAGUAAUUUGAAAACUGUAUCUAGAAAAUAUUAUCAUCUCUGGGCAUUUAUUAUGUCGGUAGGGGAACACACGAAUUAUAUACCGGUAGUUCCAUUUAUUAAAUGACAGGAAAGGCAAAUUAAAUAUAAUACACACAUGUGCUUAGUGCAAAAAGCUUGAAACCAAUAAGCACAGAUAUAGAAUCCCUUUAAACAUCGAGAAUGUGGAUCACAACCAAGAUUAAAAAUGUUGACCACAGAUCCUGGUGCUCAACACAAGGGAUCUAGCUAAUCAUGCCAACAAAUUAUCAGUAAAUAUUAAUUGUAAAGCACAGCGGAAUUUGUGUCAUAUCAGCGUAAGAGUUUCACCAAAGUAAAGGCUAGAAGAAUGUCUUGCGUUCGCCAAAACAUGUACAGGUUAAAAUGUUAAUGCAUAAAGUCACAGAAUUGAGACAGAACGCUGGACUCCCCUUUUCAUUCACCUCCCGUAGAAUACACAUUUCUAUGGUUUAUAUAUUCUCAACGUUUAUUGUAAAGACCAGCUUAAAUCAGGGACUACUGCAGUCUACGAAUUUUUAGAUGACACGUGAAAUCUUCACUCGCUCCACACUUGGCACUGGCAUUUGCUAUUACUUUUAGGUGAUAUAAGUCAUUUUAUAGAUCCUAUGACUUUUUGCAAGCGAUGGUAAAUAUGUGUGUUUGUCUAUUGGUGCAAUGUAUGAUGUUAAACUAAAUUAAACUUACCAGCAAAUAUUGAAUCCAGAAUCUUUGAGAUUCCCUCUUAUUUUAGGAGUGGAAGAGAGUUUCCUAGUCUUAAAUAUCUUAGAGACUCCGUUAAUCACCCAGCGUUCGUACAUACUGUGUUAAGAUAAUUUUGUCUAUUAGGAAACUGUCACCAGAUAAUUUGAAUGGGACCCAGUUUGCUCUAGUCUGUGGGACUGACCCUUUCAUUGAUGGAGGAUAUUGUAAGAAAAAGGCGGUUGUGUUUGGCAACUGAUAAGUUAAGCUCUGUCUUGUUUUCUUUUUUUUGUUUGUUUGUGAGCCAUGCUGAAAAUAUCACUGAGCGGAUAAAAAGAAACCUCAGAUCUUCAGCAUGUGCAGCGUACGAGUGCUGGGGUUGAUCUUCAAAGCGAGAGCGCGACUUGUUUGGAAGCAGAUAACUAGCAAGGCUCAGUGUUUGAAGCUUGGUGAAAUGUUUGCCUGUAGCACUCACAGGAAGGAGCUGUUUGCAUGCGAGCCUGUAUCUCGAGCUUGCUUCCUCGCUCUUCUUGUGUUCAGGAAGUUUAGCUUCUCAUGCAGACUAUGCGUGCUGCGACCUAUUCUUUAUCACUCAUACCUACCUUACAGAAUUAAAAUGGGUUAUUGUUUGAUCCUUAUCACAUUUCUCUUAGAAACUGUUUAUCAUAUUAUUUUUUCAUUUGAGAUCAACUAACCAACCUAAUGUAAUGCAUUAAGAGACACACACAUAAACUACACUAUACAUUCACAAUGUAGAUCCUUAUAUUCUAUUUACUAUUCUGGUCAGUAGAAUACGCUACUAUAUAAUAUUUGGUAUAGGAUUGGUGUCCUUGGCAGACCUUUGAGUUGGAGAUCCUUGAGAAAAAAUAUAAUCGGCAUCAAUUUUAAGGUUUCUAAAAUAUUAUUGGCAAUGCUAUUAGCUAAAGGGAAGGUCUAGUCUUGUGUACGCUCAUCUUUAUCUUUGUUAUCAGUUUAGUUUAUCUAACCUUUUACGGUCUAAGCACAGCAAUAUAUAACUAUGUACAUUUCUAUUUAUGGAAAGUCUUACUGAGCCACGUUUAGACCCACUUGUCCCUCUUUUCUUGGAGCACAACAUUUUCUGUGUUACAAGUAUGUUGUCAUAGAGGUCCCAGUAACAAACCUUACCGUAAUGUGUGGGGUGUGUGAGUGUAUAAAGAGCUCUGUUGCAAUAAAACAUAACGUACUGUGUGCAGUGUAUGAGUGUAUCGUGGAUCUAUACUAUAGUGGAACUUAAGGUAAUGUUCAAUGUGUGCGUGAAUGUAGGAGGUAAGGUCCUUCACUUGCUGGCUGUAAAUGGCUCUAAAAAUAGAAAACAAGGUCUGAUCAAAGUAUCUCUGUCGCCUGAACAUUUCAGUGGAAUAUUAAUUGUCAUCAUGGGGGUUGCAACUUUAUUUGCAAUUACCCCUUGAAAGUCUGCUAGGGUUUUCCCAUGUGGGUAGCCAUAUUUGAAUUACAUGUGAUGUCAGCAGCCUCUAGCUAUAUGUUGUGCAUGAAUAAGGGGAAUGGUUCUAUGAACUAUCCGAUGCUGUGUGCUCAACAUGCCAAAGAUUCGCUGUUAACUUUUUUUUUUUUUUUAUAAAAAAAAUCAACUCAACAUAUAGACUUUUUAAAAUAAUUUUUAAUGCUGUUAGGGAUUGUUUUUGGUGUCAGAGCCACUUUAACUAAUUACUUUGCUGUAGAGAAAAGGAAUAUCUUACAAAUGGCAAUGGCACCAGAGAAGAUACCCUUAGGUUUGCAUAUAUGAUUGUAUAGGAGUUAAAAUCCAUUUGAAUUUAUUGACAUCACAAAUGUCUAAGAUAAUACAUAGUAGAUAGGUUAGAAUAUGAAAGUUGAGCCUCCCGUGAUCUGACAAGGAAUCUUUAGAUCGUUAGUGUCUUCAAAGACAUUAACCUUAUCAAUGUUCUCCAUCACUUUUUUCUUUAUAACAAACAUACAUUCCUCCAAUCUGUUCGCCUGCUAACAUGGGACCACGUUUUCUGUCACAUAUGUUUAAUAUAAAGGUUUGUGGAAGAUAGUUAAUAGAUGUAAAGUCUAGAAACCUAAACUUGAACUCCGUCAGACAUCUUGGAGUCAUAGUACAUAAUUAAACCCCGGUAUCCCCGAAUAUGCACUUUUUAUUCCCCACAUUUGUAUCCAUCACUCAUAGCCAUAUGGACUUCUCGUCGGGAGCACUAAUUUCCUUUCGUCCUGUUAUUCUAGUGCUAUUAGGGUGGUGCUGUACAGCCGUUUUGGCAGCAUGGAGUGUCGUGCCGUUUCCAUAAGUCAUAUUGUUUGUUUUAUUUCAAUUUUAUUUCCUAAAAUUUUCAACCAAAGGAAAUCUAAACUGCAGGGUUUCGUUGAGAAGCCAAUUUAUGCAAGAGGGAGAAAACCUAUCUGGAGUUUUGUAGGUCAGACUAAUGAGGUCUGGUUUAAUAAUUGAGAAACCAUUUAGUCUGUAAACAGUGAUCCACCAUACUUACUGCAUGUCCGUUUAAAUCGAGGAGGACAGAGAUACAAGUCGGACGUCGUCCAACCAAGACUUGGUCCAACUCCUGGACGGUCAUUAAUGGGAUUAAUGAUUUCUUUCCUCUUGGAAUUACUUGACUUUGCUGAAAGUGCUUCUGGUUAAUGCAGAAAUUAAGCAUUUUGGCAACUUGUACAGAACAUGAAGCAGAUUUCUUUACUUUGUUUUUGUUUUGCACUGUCCUUGUUUUUUUUGUUGUAAGGGCAUGAUUAACAGGCAAUAGGUAGCUUAAUGGAAUAUCACACACUGGGUGGGGAUGCAUUUAUAUUUUUGGGUCAGGACUAUCAAAAUAAAAUAUAUAUUUUACUUUUGUAUUAAUACAAGGAUAGAAAAUAACAGAUAUAUGUAAUAUUUCUUUUUGUUGACAGACACAUGCACAAUACAUGGUUAAUUAACGCUUAAAUAACAACGGGGAAAAAUAGUUUAUGUGGUAAUUCAAUACACAAUGUAUUGACCAUCAGCUGGCAAACGUUAGAUCAAAGUACCUUGAUGCAUAAAAUAUAUUGACUUGAAUGCUUAGGACAUUUUAUUCAAUUUUAGCUAUUGUGCCCAAAGUAUUGUUGGCUGUCAAUGUACUGCAGAGCACUGUUUAUUGAAAACAUCCCUUUAUGAGAGAAUGCAUUUUUAAAGCUUGAAGUAGUCAGGGAGGUAUUUCAUCCCACUUCAGGUAAAAGAUAUCAACAACUUAAAAUAUUCUUUUUUUUUUACUUUUAGACCCCAGGCAGACACAGUCAUCCCCUCCAUGGUCAUAUGACCAGUCAUAUCCGUCCUACUUGAGUCAGAUGACAUCUCCAUCCAUUCAUUCCACAACUCCAUUGUCGUCCACCCGAGGUACAGGGCUUCCAGCUAUCACCGAUGUGCCCAGACGCCUCUCAGGUAAUGUGCAGACCAUGUCCCAGUACCAGCACUCAUACCAUUACGGUAAACAUUGCAAACCAACAUGUAUCUCUUGACCAUUUCCUUGAUCUGCAGUGAUUUUGCUUCACUAGAUAUUUUCUCUUGGUGUUAUAAAGUAACCUAAAACAGUAUGGAUAGACUGUGUAGGCAGUUGUCUCCUAAAGUAGUCCUUGAAGUGUCAUCAUCAAGGCUCUGAUCCUGAGUGUUCUUCAAAAGGAUGAUAAUAUGCCACGAUUCAAUAGCCAGUAGCAUUAGAUUGAACACAUGAGAGCAUAUGAAAAUAAUUAUUAAUAAAAAUAGAAGAGAAUAGAAAAAAACUACAAUAAUAUUCCCAGACGUGUUCAAUUAUAAAACAUACCUUUUCUUUAAAAACAUCAUUUAAAAACAAGUUUUAGACUUGCAUAUGUGUAUGAAGUAUAAAGAAUUUGAGGCAAUGCCAGUCACAAAAUAAAUCAUGAUUAAUUCUGCUUCUGUGUAAUAAAGUGUGUAAAGAGGUCAGGAGUGGUAAACAAAUCGAAGCAGAAUUAAACAUGAUUCUCUUCUGAUAUCUCGAAUAAGCUAGGGGUUACGCUCCCACCCUCCCAUCUAUCUUGACACGGGUUCCUUAAUGUAUUUCUGUUAUGUUAAUAAAAAUAGACUGUCACAUUUUCUCUUUUAAUGUUUAUAGUCUACACAGUCUACAUAUCCCAAUAAAUCCUAUAUAUAUAUAUAUAUAAAGUAGUUGCCAUUUGUAAUGGGAAAACUAACCUUUGUAUUAUUAAUACACAUUGACUUAAAAAUAGUCAUGGAAACCUAUCUAAAGGCUUGUUUGAAAAAGGGAAUCUGUUAGUGUUAGGGAUACAAAUCAUUAUAGUGACCUUUGGUCCUCCCCCAUCCUUCACACACCCCCUGGCUUCCAAGGGGUUAAAAAAAACUUUUAAAACUUACCCGAUUCCAGCUCCGUAGUCCCCCGGUGCUGGGUCGGUGCUCCGCCUCCCCCACAUCAUCUGAUGGGGGGUCGAGGGGGUGGCUAAUGCGCGUGCGCCAAGUGCAUUAGACCCUCACCGUAGGAAAGCCUUGAUCAGCCUGGAUUGACACUUACUAGAGGCAGCAUUAGUCUUGCAAUGUAUUUAUUGCAGUUUCUCAUACUGCAAUGUUUUACAUUGCAGGACUAAAUGGGACAGGGACACUGAGAUGAAGUGGUCUGGGUGAAUAUAGUGUCCCUUUAAGUUGAGAUGAACCAAGCAUCAUCAUAAACCAAAGUUGAUUUGCAUUAAAUGCCUUGGCUAUGCCUUAUCAGAAGGCAAUGUUAACAUCACAGCACAUUUAAAACACAAACACAAUAACACUGAUUUAAUACGUGUUUAGACUUACUUGGUUGUGUGGGUGUGUAAAAAACACUCCUUGGGAAGUUGGUAGUUUACAUAUGAAUACUACAAGACAACAUGGAUAAUUAAUUUAUACAAAAAUAUGUUUCAUUAUUAUUUGUAAAUAAAGUUUUUGUUUUGAUAAAAACUUUAAUGACAUAAAAAAAAAUCAUUGCAGAUAAUUUAACCUGUAAGUCUUUAAUCUAUUAUCCAAUCUCUGAGUGGUGUUACCCUCGAGCUAUGCCGCUUUUAAUCCGAGCCGGAAAGGCAGACAAUUAAAAAUCACAAAGCAGACUAAACAGACACAUUGUGCGGCUAUUGUGCGACUAUGUUGAUUGUUUUUCAGUCUGUUCAUUUGCACUAAUUAUGCUGGUGUGUGGGUGUUAUAAUUGCUGCAGUCACACCCAGCUCUGCCCAAGUUGGUAUCUAGCCAAGGAAAUAGGGGCAUUAAACCGUCUUUACUCUUAGAACCAAACAUCACAAAGAAAACAAGCUUCGUGUAUUAAUAAACAGAUACGCAAUAUUGCAUCACACCACUUAGGGACCUCUUACCCUGCCCAGAGUUUACGUUUAAAACAAAUGCUGCCAUUGAGUCUUUUAUAAUGGUGUAAAUAAUACACAAUCCCUUUAUUAAUAAAAUCAUUGAAAUAAUUAUCAGCCCCUUGUCUCUAGUGAAUAAACAUCCCAUGGACAAUAAUAUAUAAUUAAAGGGGCACUAUAAGGUACCCACACAUUAGGUUUCCAAUACUGAAUAUUUUUUUAUUUUUAAAUUAAUCUUCUUUAGGUUUGUAAGUUUUUUACAAAAUAAUUUGUUUUGCUCCAUUAGACAAAUCCUUGUGUGUCAGCAUUUGGACCUCCUUGCACCAAAACAAAUUCAUUCGGGUUACAUUUUUAUUGUGCCCCUUUAAUCAUAUACCUGGCUUUAUUCAGGAAUGAUCACUUUGCAGUAUCUGUCUUCAUGUGCUACUUUUCAUGACGCCAUGAAACCUGGGUUCUGGUGUGAAUUCAGUAGUGAAUGGCUUACAUAAUUAAAACCUGGAACAUGUUCCUUUUCUUUAAAUUGAAUCCACUGUUGUCACACAGUUCUGUAACCUCUAAGCCACCCUCCAGAAAAGUAUUUAUGUAGUACGGGUGAUCGUUUGUCAGUACAAACGUACAACUUUGUAGAACUCCUUCAGACUUAUAAACACUGAAUGUUAGUGAAUUAAAUCUGAAGGGCAAAAUUGAGGCUACCGUUACCAAGCUGUGACUAUCAGUGUGUUGGAGAAAUUUUCCAAAUCAGUUAAUUUAGUCUCAGUUUUGCCUUUUGAUUCACUAAAAUUUGGUGUUAAUAAAUAAACUUGUGAUAUGACUUUUCGCUGAAAAACCCCCCAAAAACAGCGCUUCCCAAGAAAUAUAGCUAAGAAAGAAUAACUACAACUUAGUAGACAGAUAACGUGUGGCCCCUUUUUGGGGUGACAUGCGACUGGGCUCCUAAUCAAACAAGUGGAUUGCAUAAGCUUAGGCUUUCAGCUUUUUCUGGACUACAACUCCCUUUACUCUCAGCCAGCCGUAGUUAUAACUACAUUCUCGCUCUUUCUUUGGUGGACAGGAUGAGCUUCUACAGUCAGAGCGUGUGCUAGAUCUACCCUGGGUCAGGCGAUUCAAAUCCUCGUUGCAGAUAUCUUGUAGAGAAAUCACGUUCUUUAUUCCUUCUUGAUCCUUGGUAACAAAUUUUCAGCUCUGCGCACUCCCAGGGGCCAUGAGUCACACUGACCUCUGCAUAAGGCUUUUAAAACAUGCUUCAUCAAAGGUUAAACCCUCACGUAACCUCUCCCCGAAGCUUCUUUUGGGGAGAUUAACUUUUCAGAAAUUCACUGGGAUUAUAAAUGAUACUUAGAAACAAAAACGCUAAUUAACCACACAUGUUAUCAAAUAAAGCGCAGGCUUUGUACUUGUGUUUUUUUCUCUGAUACUAGACAGGAAUUUGAUCAAUUGUAGAAAUGGCAGGUGCUAGUUACUGUUGGAAGAAGGCAGACUCCUACAAUUUGCCGAAGUCAUAAAUCAUCAGAUUCUUUCUUUUGGGAUUACCCCCCGCCCCCCCAUUUUCUGCGGCUCCCCACCCUUGAUAAAAGCUAAAACAAAGGCAGACCGGGUGGGUUUGUCGUCUGCGCGUGUUUAAAGUCUUAUCAUGGUCUCGUAACCACAUCUGAAGCCACUCGGCUAGUUAUGAAUUUCAUGGAAACGGAUUCUAUCAAAGUGUUUCCAUAUGCUGUUUCCCAGUAUAUCUCGUCCUUUCGGAGCGGAAUACAAACGCACGCAAGGCUGUAAAUGACUUGAGGAUGUGACAGUGAAGUCACAUGACCGCCGUGGCUCUGUGUGUGGCCCCCUGUUAGAUAAACCAGCUGCCAGAGGGUUGGCAUUUGUUUUGCAGUAUAUCUGGUUUCAAAGCAAAGCCUUUUCCCAGUUUUUGGAGUUCCUAAUCAAUCUGUCAGGGAGCCCUGCUGGUUUCCUCUCAUUGAAAAGUGUCUUUUUUUGAAGGAGAAGGCUUUAUUAUGGAAUACAUGGCAAAUCUAAAGUAAUGUCUCAUCUGCCAGCGUUACUUUCUCUUGAAAUAUGGGCACUUGAAAGAUCUCGCUUGUUAGAGAUUUAUUACAUUAUUAUAAAAUUCUACGGCCAGCAUGAUCUUUCUGUUUUUUCAAUUCGAAAUAAUAUGCUUGCACAUCUCAUCACCUAGAGCAGGAGGUAGGACACCGUCGGACCUCCAGAUGUUGUGGACUACAUCUCCCUUGAUGCUUUGCCAACAUUACGGCUGUUAAGAGCAUUAUGGGACAUGCAGUCCACAACACGUGGAGUGCCAAAGGUUGCCUAUCCUUGAACUAUAGAACUUCUAAACGCAGAAAAGUAGUUAUUUUCUAUAAUAUCCUAUCUUUGUUUAUUAGAUUAGCCCCAAAUCGUGUGAAGGACCAAUGUCAGAUGAUGCUUUUGUCCUAUGACACCCUGCUCAGUGAUAGCUUGUCCUGGUCAUGUGUUGUGUAAGGCACCUGACCGUAUAAAGCAGGUAACUCCAUCUGCAUGGACAGAAUUGAUACGAUGACAUGGAUUGUCAAUUUGUCACCGCUCUCUAAGGGGUUAAUACAUGUAUUGGAAUAAACACUGGUGACUCUCGCAGGAGUGGAAUACAUUCUGUAAACAUUCCAGAAAAUAGAAAAUAGAAUUGAAAAAUGCUAGACCGGAAAGUAAGCUUAAUUUUAUUUAUUUAUCAACAGUCAUACUUCUUUGCUACUCCGUAAGUUAUAUUUAACCCUUAAUGAUGAGAGAGAGUGCUAAGGCUCUAUAUAUAUGAGAUUAAACGAUUGAGAGCCCCAGUAGGGAACAUAGAUUAUAUGAGUUAGAGUUCAGGAUUAUGAGAGUUAAAUUUAGGGAUUGUAGGGGUUAAGUCAGUUAGGAGCAAGAGUUUAAGGCUUGGGGCUACUGAAUUUGGGAGUUAUAGGUGUUAGAGAGGAGUUGGGUUAGAGAUUUAGGAGUUACAGGUAGGUACAGGCGUACCUUGGAUCUCUAGUGCCCUUGGCGAGAAGCUGUCUCGGCCCCCCCUCCACUCCCCCAUGAAAAAGUAAACAUUUCAGUUUUGUCUGGUUUUUGGAUCAAUUUCAAUCAUUUUUUAUUGUCUGCAUUUCCAUAGUGAGCAUGGCACUUGGUAUUUGAGCAUAGUACCCAAAUGAGAUUUAGGUUAAACAUGCUGUAUCACAUUCAAACGAAAUAUAAAACCUGUUCCUGAGGAUUCUUAGGACCAGAGUCCUGCCAAUCACCCAAAGUCCUCCCCUCUAUAUGAAAUCAGUGCAAGGAGAACUCACACAAAUCCGCCCAUCUGCUAGUACACAUGGAAUAGCAAAGCUCCAUACGCAAUGCUUUCCCAAUAAUGCCAAUAAUAAUAAUAAUAAUAUGUGUUAACAGCUACAAAUCAUACAUAUAUAUUUACACACACAUAUUUAGACUUGUGUGAUGAUGGUGAUGUGCCAGAGGAAUGCUUGUCACCAUCACACAGGCACAUCUUUGUCUCCCCCGAUGUCUUCCAACCCCUUACAUCUUUGUCUCCCCCGAUGUCUUCCAACCCCUUACAUCUAUGUCUCCCCCGAUGUCUUCCUACCCCUUACAUCUAUGUCCCCCCCAUGUCUUCCUUCCCCUUACAUCAAUGUCUCCCCCCAUGUCUCACUACCCCUUACAUCAAUGUCUCCCCCCAUAUCUCCCUACCCCUUACAUCUAUGUCUCCUCCCAUGUCUUCCUACCCCUUACAUCAAUGUCUCCCCAUGUCUUCCUACCCCAUCAAUGUCUCCUCCCAUGUCUUCCUUCCCCUUACAUCCUAUGUCCCCCCAUGUCUUCCUUCCCUUACAUCAAUGUCUCCCCCAUGUCUCACUACCCACAUCUAUGUCUCCCCCAUGUCUUCCUACCCCUUACAUCUAUGUCUCCCCCAUGUCUCCCUACCCCUUACAUCUAUGUCUUCCCCCAUGUCUCAAUACUACUUACAUCUAUGACCUCCCUCCCAUGCCCCCCCCAUCCUUUUCAUCCAUAUUUCCCUCCUCCUUCCCUAAGGCAGGCAGCUUUAAGACUAACAGCCUGCUCUAUGCUACACACUGUUGCCCCCCUCCCUGCUGUUUUACCUCACAUAGCAGGGGAGAGGGACCUCUGAACGACCACACCUGGUGGCGCAUUGAUUCAUACUGAGCGCCGGGUGGUCACAUGACACCUGUCGCUCCUAAGCAGAGUCACCAUUCUAUCAUUCCGGACAAACCAUAAGAAGGUCCUGUGCACCAUUCACUUCCUAGCACUAAUCAUGUUUGUCCAUCAGCCCCAAUCUCAGAUGCAUUUUUCUUUGAAAUUCUUUAAAAUACUUUUGUAUGUCGUGUGCCUACGUGAAUCUCAAGUCAUUGCGUAAAGCAAAUAUUUGAUUUGUAAAUGUCUGCGAUCACACUCUGUCAAGAGUCCAGGGCUCUUAUCUCUCCGUGGGAUGAAUGUAUCAAUGCGUAGGGUGCUUUACUCUGAAUAUAGCUCUAUUACGCGAGGGCUGAACCAUAAUUAUUAUUUUACUUGUGAGUAGAUGAAAUAGCCGUGGCUUUAUAGUUUUGUGUCUUAUUAAAAUAAAUAAAGCAGCUUAUUAAAAUAAAUGUUUACAAACAAAAACAUGGGGACUUCCCUGUGAAGGUUUCCACUACUUAAUGAAGGGAAAUGGAAUGUUUAUAAAGUUACUGCAAACAUUUUCCUUGCUCCACCUGUUUUAAUGUGCAAUCAUAGAGCAUUGCCGGGUUUUUAUCUAUAACAAGUUUGCCAUUGUUAAAUUCCUUUUUUUUAAUUUUUUUUUUUUUUUAUACUCAACCCUCCCUAGAGUUUUUCCAAUGGAACUGUCAUUGCCUAGGUGUUCUCUUUAACGCCAACCUCACCUUCACCCUUCGUGUCCAGUCAAAUCCUGCCCCUUCCAUCUCAUCCCCCCUAUUUAACGCUGGACACGGCUAAGGUGCUGGUCCAUAUACCACUAUCCUCUCUCGCCUUGACUACUGCAAUCUGCUUCUCAGUGGUCUUAUGUAUUCCCAACUUGCCCUGUUACAGUCUAUACAGUAUUAUUAUUAUUACUAUUUAUAAAGCGCCAGCAAGUAGCGCUGUACAAUGGGUGGACUAACAGACACGUAUUUGUAACCAGACAAGUUGGACACACAGCAACAAAGGGAUUGAGGGCCCUGCUCAAUGAGCUUACAUGCUAGUGGGAGUGGGGUAAUGUGAUACAAAAGGUAAGGGUAGGGUACCCUUAGGCUUAGUGUUUUGUAUAUAAGCAAGGAUUAUCUUCCUUUUCACCUGCACCUCUCUAGCCUCCUCCCUCUGGCUGAUAUCGGGCUCAAUUUAAGAUCCUGGUACUUGCUUACAAAUCUCUACAUAUUGCUGCUGCCACUUACCUAUCCUCCCUAAUACACAAGUAUGUCUUGUCCAGGUCCCCACUCUCUGCCAAAAACCUGCUUCUGUCCCCUGUUUGUACUCUCACCUCUGACGUUCAUCUUCAAGACUUCUCUAGGGCUGCACUGUCCCUGUGGAACUCCCUUUUCUGCUAAACUCUUACCCAGUCUUUGUUCCCUCAAAAACCUAUUGAAAACUCUCUUCUUCAGGAAAGCAUAACAAUUAAACUGUUAAUAGCUUUCCCUCCCUCUCUUAAAUAGUCAUUUAUUUUAAUUCAUUCAGAAUGAGUGGAGAAAUACACUAUUGCUGCCUGAUAGUAAUGGGUAGUUGAGUCUCAUGUACAGCAGAGCCUUACCAUUACUUUGACCAUAUUAAUCUAUAUUAUGAGAGCAUCUUUAUGUUUUUUUACACUGGUUUCAUUUUAUAUGAAAUAUAGGAAGACCCGUGUGGGGAGUAUUUGUGCUGCUUGUAACCGGUCACUGCAGUGUCUGCUCAGCUCAUUGUUAUAAUGAUCUUCUGGCUUGCUGAGCAUCACGGGGAAUGUGCCUAACAAGCAUAAUCAUUGGCAUUGUUAGCUAUCACCGGCUGGGGUGACCAGACCUCAGUUAAAAUGGACCUUGCACUAAAACCACUGGAGCCUUGUAAAGUGUACUUCCUAUUUUAUACAACAAAGAUCUUCUCUUUUUAUAAGAUAUGUAGUACAUCUCGACAUCUGGUCUUUUUACUGAAGUGCCUGAGAAUAGAUGUAACCCUCCCUGCUCCCCAUUUUAAGGAAUGCUGUUUAAAAAUGCAUAUUUAUUUCUUUUAAUACAGAUCUGUUGGAUUCAUUUCCCCUUAAAUGUGAAUUUUAGUUUUCUAUAACACAUACAUCCCAAAUGUCCUGAUUUCUGUUAGACAUUCCCUUAUUCCUCCUCCCAUGUCCAAUACUUUGCAGGCAUUGUAGGUAAAUAGAAUAUAAAACCAGAAUCCUAUGCAUUAUUCCCAGGUUGGGCUUGUAUUGCGAUGCUCAAUUACUCCACAUGCGCUGUUAUUUAAUCUGUUCCAAUUACGAUACUCAUUAACCCAGACAACAGACUGCACCUUGCACGUGGAGUUCUAGAAGAUACGCUAAUGUACCACACAUUGGUAUAUUAUAUAGUGCUAAUUGUGCAGUUUCAGUCUAGUGUAUUCAAGCUCUGAGUAUGAUGUGACCCCUAUCUAUAGUUUAAUGGAGGCAUUGUUAUUCGCUAAAGUUGUCAGGAGUUAAAAACGUAUUAAAGGUGAAUUUUGAAAUUAGCUUUGAUUCUCUGACACUUCACAUUUCAGUGGAUAGACCUGAGAAAGUUGUAUUCAUUAAACUGGGAACUAUGGACAAUUACCUAGGCAAUUGCAAAUUCAGGGCAAAAUAAAAGAUCAGCUGAAGACAUCCCUUCUGACCACCCCAACUCAUUUUUUAUUUAUUAACUAAAUCCCAGUGUUAUAUGUGGCAUUCAAGACCCUUCGAUAACCCCUUUCCUAGAAUCCCUAGCAGUAAUUGUAGAAUUUUACCAAACGUUGAGCUCAGUUCAUAUAAAAUAAUGCAAAGUGACUGCAGAAAAGUUGGCAGGGUGUUUAGUGUAGGUUAUCAAAUUAAUAUUGCCAUUAUUAUAUAAUUAGCCUGACAUUGCAAUGAGGAGUCAGUUACAACCGCACUAUUGUAAUUGAGCCUGAAGGGGCAAACUGCUGAGAGGCUGGGAGAAAUUUACUCUUGAUUAGUCCAAUCAAACCACAACUUUGGGCUAGUAAUUGUUAAACGAGAGGCAACAUAUGAAGGGAGGGGGCCGUGUGCUACCUUAAGGGAUUGUAAAAGCUAAUGCAGAUAGAGGAGAGAGAGAGAGAGGGAGAUGGUGUGUGUGUGUGUGUGUGUGUCGGGAGUAGAGGAGGCUGCAGAAAGGAAGAAAAGUCCAUUGAGGAGACUUAUAGCCUGGAAUGGGGCCAAUCUUGGGUUCUUAAUGAGACGCUUGCAACAAAAUAAAUGGAAACACAUGUUUUUUAAUCGUUUCGUUUCUGACCAAAAUAUACAGGGGAAAAGAGGGGAAAAAAAUUAAAGGGCAGUGUGACUUUUAGUAUUAAGUUUGUAGGUUUCUUUUUUUUCUCCUUUUAGAAUUUAAAUUAUUAUUAUUAUUAUUUUUUAAUAGAAUCAAUGAACGCAAAUGCAGUAUAUACAUUUCCAUAAGGAAUGCUCACAGAUAUGAAUUAAAAUACUCCCAAACGAUAUAAAACACAUAUUAUUGUACUCACAAUCACACUGUAUAAUAUAAACAAGUUAAUACAUUAAUGGAGAGUUUGGGCUUUCACACCUGCACUAACAAUCCCAUUGCAUCAGACUGAGUCCUGAAUGAGAUAACUGUGAUAUAAAGUAACAAAGAACGAAAGAGAGGUCACAUUGCAAAAAACAUACAUAUAGCAUCAAAAAAUCUACACACGUAAGAUUUGGUUACGGUUAGACUUGUGCAUUCGGUUUUGGCUGAAUUGCAGUUCAUCUGAAUUUAGGCCAAUCUGCUAUUUGGCCAAAUGCUGUAUCUGGAUGUAAAACCAAACAAGUGAUUGGCCCAAUAGCUGAACAUGUUCAUUUAAUCUACAAAAAAAAAAAAGGAGACGAUUGAUGGAAAAAAGGAUGAUUAAUGGCUAAUGUACAACCAAUAAAUUCACAGAUUGACUAAGAAGUGACCAAAAGAGGGGGAAAAGGAGGAGCAGUCUAUAUUUAUAUAUUUAAUGAUUAUAUACAGAAUGUAUAGAUUUUAUUUUACGGCUUCCCUUCUUACAUUUUCUAUGUAUAUAUUUAUAUCAUGUGUAUCAUUUUGACGCCCUUUUUGAUUAGUCCAAAUCAUUUUUCUGAAUAUUUUGCAUGGACAAUAUUCAGACCAUCUGAGCUCCUGAAAUAAUUUAUUUCCAUAAAAAUAUGGUUUGACCGUAACACAAUUUUCUGCCACGCACAAGCCUAGUUAUUGCACAGAUGGAUUUUAUUUGAGUAUUAUACAGCAAUAAGUCACUGUCCUUGGAAUCGUGUAAUUAACCCGCUGCUUACUUUUUUCUGUUUUAGGUGCCUCAGAACUGGGCCCAUUUUCCGAUCCAAGGCAGUUUACAAGUAUUUCAUCCCUAACGGAGAGUCGCUUUUCCAACCCGCGCAUGCACUAUCCUGCAACAUUUACAUACACUCCUCCAGUCACCUCAGGGAUGUCGUUGGGUAUGUCUGCAACCACUCAUUACCAUACCUAUCUACCACCACCUUAUCCAGGCUCAUCCCAGAACCAAAGUGGACCCUUCCAGACCAGCAGCACUCCUUACCUUUACUAUGGUACAUCAUCUGGAUCAUACCAAUUCCCUAUGGUUCCAGGGGGUGACCGGUCGCCUUCUAGGAUGCUUCCACCUUGUACUACUUCAAAUGGUGGCACAUUACUAAACCCCAAUUUAGGUAACCAGAAUGAUGGUGUUGAUGCUGACGGAAGCCAUAGCAGUUCUCCUACCGUCCUGAAUUCCAGUGGUCGAAUGGAUGAGUCUGUUUGGAGGCCUUAUUGAGUACUUAUUUUUACCUGUGGCCAAAUUGCCUAUACGAUAACAAUACGAAAGUGCCUUUUCAAAACCUAUUCUAUGCAAUGUCAAGUUUAAAUGCAACUCAUUGAGACUUUUAUAUCAUGAUGCAAUAGAACUUAACUGGCAAUAAUUAUGCCUUUAAGUUACAAACGAGUUCGAUAAAAGCACACUUUGCCUUAAAUAUUCAUUUUUGUAUUUUAUUAUAAUAAUAUUUAUAUUGACCUUAACCAUUCCAAAGAAAGUUGUACGGUAGUUUUUUUUCUCAUUGAAGUGACUUGUGUCAACCAGGGAAAAUAAGGGAAAAAAAUAAUAACAUUUUUCGCUGCCACUUCCUGCCUUAUCUACAACAAAAGGGAAAUCCUGGAUUUUGAAUGAUUUCCACUCGAGAAACUGCACAGAAUACUUUUUUUCAAUGACCAAAUCCUUGCGGUACAUUGUAGCGUCAACAUCACACCUUUUCUGGACUAAGCAAGGUGCACUUAUAAAAAACUUUUUUUUUGCUUUUUUUUGUCAAAGCAACAAGUACACAAUAAUAAUAAUAAUAAAAAAAAAUAUUUUGCCUAAGCAUAAAAAGUAGCAAUAUUCGCUCUAGUGGUAUGAAUUUUAUGUUGUGAUGUAUGGCUAGUCUUAUUUUUAAAUUAUCAAUGUGUAUAAAAUUGGAGGAACUUUUUUUUUUUUUUUGCUAAUUUUGAUCAAGGUUUUACAUUUUAAUUUAUAAUUAUUUAAUGAUAUUUGGACCAUCAAGUUUUUGUUCUACAAUGUGCUGACAGGUCCCUAAACUUGUAUAUUUUUGUUGUUUUUUUUUGUUUUGUUUUUGUCAAACCAACUUAAAUUUCUCCAUCGAGAUGAUAAAUAUCUUUUCUAUUCAAUUUUAUAUUGGUUAACAAAAUGUGCUCUAAAUAACUCUGAGGAUAGUGAGUAAGUUACGAAGGAAUCUGUGUUUACUAUUGUUUUGCUUAAUUUCUGCAGAAACAAGCCCUUAGUUUAUUUAUGUGCAAUGCAUUGUAGGGAAAAAGAUGCAUCCAUGGCUUAAAGGGACGGUAUUUUUUCCAAAAAUUACAUUUCUUAGAAAUCUCCAGCUUUUCCAAAGGCCACUGAUAGAGGUAUUAAAUGUCUUUAAGUUAUAUUUAUGUGAUUUUCACUUUUUUAUUGCGAUCUGGGAGUUAAAGAUGUCCCUGAUGACCUUUUUUGGCUGUUCUUCAAAUACUAACUUUACAGCCAAAUUAGGGGCACAGAGAUCAUUUUUAACUUUGGUAGUUUAAUAGCAAUACUCCCGUUAACCCCUUAAGGACCAAACUUCUGGAAUAAAAGGGAAUCAUGACAUGUCACACAUGUCAUGUGUCCUUAAGGGGUUAAAGUCAAUGGAAAAACUAUUUAAUUAGCAAUGAUAAAUAUAUAUAUAAUCAAUUAGCCACAGUUCAUUCAAAUGAAGUUAUUAUGGUGCGACGAUGUCCCAGGCAAUGGCUUAACGUUACGGGUUAAACCGUUAAUGAAAGGUUUAACUUUAAAGUCUUACGUCUGGCCCUCGUCAGCUCUGAAAUUAAACUUCCUUAAAUCAGUAAGCCUUGGACCUUUGGACCGAGGCUAUCAACCUUUUUUGCUUUCCUGAACUGAGAAUGCUGAUAAGUACAUUCAUGAAAAUUGAAUUAAUUAUUCUUGAUAUUAUACCAUUGAGAACAUUUGUUCAUUUAGUGAGUGGUUUCUGGUAGAUAUCCUUGUUCUUUCGUCUCAGGUUACUAAGGACUGCUUCAGCGAUUGAGUAAUGCCAGCAUUAGUAGCAAUCUAAAGGAGCUAAAAUGUAAAAAUAGGAUGGGAGGUGAAGAGAAAUGUGUCAAAAUACUGGGGUAGAAUGCUGCAAGAAUGGGACAUGGUGGAAAGAAUGGUGGAGGAAGAUCGGUGGAAAUGGCCAUUGAAAAAAAGAGGGAGAAAAAGAGAUAGCGAAAGAUGCAUAAAAAAGGCUAAGUGAUGAAGAAUUAUUCUUCAAGUGAUCUAGGUUUAGGCUUGGGCGCCACAUUCUUUCCGUAUAAGGAGGAUAGACAGAGCAGCUGAUCAAAGUUCCAGAGAAAGGACAACUAGGCACCCUACUAUUAAUACUUUGUAACUUGAUUAGAGAUGAGAGGGAGCCAAAUGUGGGGCCAUCACUACCCUAGAUUAGACCUGAGUAUAGCUUCCAGCCCAGUUGACCACAAAAAAACUAGGCACAUGUAACUCUCUAGUAUUUGAAGCCGUGUUCCCUCUAAGUAGUUUUAGCGAAAGAUACAGCAUUGAAACAGUACAUUGAUCUUUAUAUUGGCAUGACCAAGCAGCUCGUAAUAAAUAUCUGUCAUUUUAUUGUAAAUGGCAAACUUUGGCUUCUCUUUGUGCUUGGAGCAUACAGAUCUUUGAAAGGGGGAACACAGCUUGUGGGAAGCGGAUUUAACAUUUUCAGUGUUAUUUGCAUCUAUAAUAAAUUCAAGACACCUAGGGGAUUAUUCAUUAAGUUUAGAACGGAAGAUGAUUGCAUAUUUUAAGUUAAAAGAGUUAAGCUAAAAAUAUUAUGGAGCUAAAGCAUUUUCCAAUUCAUCUGUUUUAUAAUAACCUUCUUAAUCUACUGCCAUCCCCAAUUUAGUCAGUAAACUAAACAAUUUACACGAUUAGCAUUCUCAAUGCACUAUAUGUUUGAUAAAUGUUACAAAAAGCACAAAUACUUGCAAUGUGAUAGAGAGACCAGUUGUCCCCAAUAUGAUUCAAGUUACAUAGUUAGCUAAGCAAAGGACCUCACAUUGUACCAAGUUCGUUUUACGGAACAUUAAAUCUUAAGAGACACUCCUGAAAUGUGAUUUUUUAUAAAUACAGGGUACAGUCAUUUAAAAUAUUUUAGUUCUGCGGUAAAAAAAAAUUUCCACAGUAAAUCACUCACAACCAAAAUAUUAUAGAAGGAGUCUUGAUGUUUGUGGACGAUAGCAUGUUCCCUAAAAAUGCACUGCUAGUUUUAUUUUUUAAAUCAAAAUAUAUUUUAAAAAUCUGUUGUGUGUCUCUGAUGCAGUUAUAGUGGCAGGUGGGAUAGCCACCAAGUCUUUGAAAGCCCAAGGUUAGGCACUGGGAGAGUCCGUUUUGUUUUCUGAAUCCUGAUUAUGUCCAUUGCUAGUCACCUUUCUAGUAUAUUGCUGGAGGAAAUUGAGCAAGAUUUCAGACUUAAUUGUGGUUCUGUAUAAAGUGUAAUUCUGUGCAAGUUCUAAAAGUAAAGCAAACGGUAUGCUUCUUUGGUUCCCAUGGAAAUUGUUCCACGUUUCGAGCAAAGAAUUGCUCUUGAACAUGAGUGGUAACAUCUGGGGAACACAGUUCCGUGCAGAAUGGACCAAAACCUUUGCAAUUUGUAUAAUUGGGCAAGACAGGGUAAUGCAAUGAAACAUUCCAUUCAAUGUUUUAUUUUACAUGUAGUUUACCAUUCAUAUUUGCCUUGCAUUUUCCUAAGCAAGCAUUUUAUUGCCUUUACAUUACAGGUGGAAAUAAAUUGCAGUUUUAAAAAGAGUAAGCAAUUUGUGUCCGAACCUAAAUAACCCAUGUAUGCACUUAUUGACUAUAUGUUGGCACUGAUUCCAGCCUGUGUUCAUUAAUCAUGUUCAUAAUUUGUCCAAAUGCUAUAAUUUUCCAGGAUCUCUUCACUAAAUUAAGAGCUGCAAUGACUGGAGAAACUAUGAACUAGAUUUAGGCCCAAAUAGUUGGAAUAAUUUGUCCAUCUUUGCUGCAUUGGAGAUGAGUCACCUUAACUUGUUCGGUGAAUGGACUUCCACCAUAAUAUUUUACUGGGUUUUUUUUGCACUCAACCUACAAUUGUUAGGUUAGAAAUAUAUACAUUUCUAUUGUCUCCGAUUAGGAUCCAGUCUGUUUGUGUAUUUAAUCAUUUCUUUAAUAAUGCUAACUGGAUAACAUGCCCUUGCAGGUCCAAUAACAUAGGCCAUUUGUGUGGCUGAGGUUGUUUAUUUACCAAUCUUUACUCUGUAAAUGUAUGUGUAUCUUUAGGAUGGCCAAGCAGCAUGGAAACUAUAGGCCACAUAUAGCAGUGUCUCUAAAAGCAAGCCAUUGCUAACCUGGGCCUUAAAGCCGGGAUCUCAAACUCAGCAACUCAGAUGUUGGUGGCCUACAACCCCCAGAACUCUUUAAUGUGAUAUAUGGCCGGUUGUAUUAAAAGGGAUACUAUAGCAUUAGGAUUAAAAACAUGUAUUCCUAAUGCUUUAGUUCUCUCCUCCCUGUUUACAUUAAAGCCCCCCCUAAUUAAAUAACUAAAGGAAAAUAGGUUCUCCAGUGCUGAGAUUCACUUGGUCCUGCUGUCCACUAAUCGAUCUUAUAGGCUUUGCUUCCUCCGUGUUCUUGUCCAACUGAAUGCUUCUCAAAGAGAAGCAUUGGGGAUGAGAAGCAUUUAUGUACCGAGUGCCACACUUAUUCAAUCAAAUGCUUCUCAUAGGGGAACAUUGAAUCCAGUACGUCUCUGUGAUCAGCAUUUGAUAAUAUUCAAGGUUCAAUGUCCCAUAACAGAGUCAAACACGGUUAUCAGUGGGGAUGUCCCUUUAGUGGCUGUCUACUAAACAGCAAUGUUUCCAAUUACAGGGCUAAAGCACCCAGGAGCCCUUAAAAUGAAGUGGUCUGUUUAGUGUCCGUUUAAGCAAUACCUGUGGGGUCAGAAUUUGAGACGCCUGCCUUAACUCCAAAAACCGUAACCAAUACAGCUUAUUGUAGUUGUUCAAUGUGCAAGGCGUUACUCUCUGGAAGCUGUUCCUUUUAUUUUUGAUGAACCAUUUUUGGUUUUAAAAUGAUAAAAUUAAAGGUAUAGGUAUUCUUUAAAUUUAAAAAGAAAAAAAUAUAUAUUUUUCAGAACAAAAAAGGGCUAAAAACACCUUGAUCUAAGCAUUUUAGUUGUAAGAUUAACUUUCUAUUUAGCUCACACCCAGUGGACAUGCUGCCUUAAAUGUGCCUUAAAUAAAACCUUUUUUCUUUGCUAUAUUUUGCUGAGAGUGUAAUGCCAUUAUCUCUGUAAUUGUUUCUAUUUAUUUUGGUGGUAGCUGGAAGCAAACCAUUGUCCUGUAAUAUUUGUCUGUGCUUGUCAGUGUCCACGGCACCUACAUUAGCCAGUGUCUAGGUACAUACUGUACAUACUGCAGGUUUUUGCCUAUAACAAUCAAAAAUUAAAAUGGGAGGGAACAUGUUACUUAUUUAAUAAAAAAAUAAAAAAAGAGUACUUUUUGGUAAUUGUAUGGAUGAAGAUUUUUUUUUUAAUAUUACUAUAUAAGUUAUUAUAAUGGCUGCAGGCAGCAAUUCAGGAGAAUUUUAUGGUCAAUACCAAUGCCCUUAUCCCUUUAUUAUUUUGGAAACAUUGUGCAAAUUAAGUUAACCCUUGACAUGUCAAUAAAAUGCACGCUGCGUCUUAGCGGGCAUUAAGUUAAUUAGCACAUGAAAUGAAUAAAUAUCCAUUUCUAUAUUAAUUAAUGAAUUCACCAGUGCUAGCUCUUUAUAUAGCAUGGCAUAUAUCCUGAAAUGUUAUUACUGCCACUGCUUUCAAGAUAUGUCACAAUGCCAGAUAUGUCAGCUGCACAAUCCACUACACCCAGAGGGUUAAAUAAUCAAUUCUUUACUAAUCAGCCUAUAAGAGUCAAUAAACAUACAAUUGCUGAAUGGCUUGGCCAUUAUCAGAAAUGCCAGCUGCUCUUAGCCAUUGUGGGUAUCUAGCUCUACUAUGAGAAAAAAGUUAUUUUAUAAAAUAUGCAUUUAUGUCGUUAUGUUUUUCUUUUUUUUAUGCUACAAAUUCCAUAUGGUCAUCUAUUUAGGGAGACCCGUCAAUCCUCGCCCCAUUCUAUCUUAAUAGCGGGAACAUCCACAAAACUCUAUACCAAAUAUUAAUACAGAGAAAAGACUGAAAGUGCUAUCAACAUUACAAAUAUGGAAUAUGCAGCCUGUCAGCCAUUUUAUCCGGCCUAGAAAACUCGUACUUUUGCAUAAAUUAAUAAUGUUAAUUAAUGUUCUCUCCAUACCUUCUCAUCACCUCCACACCCUCGAAAAAAAAUCUACUAACCGUAAAUCUUUGCUGCCGAGCUAUAAAGUACUUAUUUUGUUUUUUUAACCAGUUCUCAGGAAACAGUUAUAUACCAAAUCUUCAGCACUAUGCCAAUGUCACCCUCCAGCAGUGAUGUUUAUGUACCAAUAUUUAUUCGCCGGUAAAUUACAAGACCAAAGUCUUUUUUAACCAUUGUUUUACUUUACUGGACAGUACGAUCUCUCAUUUUGUCUCGGUAGAAGUUUGAAAUAUAGUAUAUAUUUCAUGUUUACAAGGGCUAUUUUAAUUUUUCUGAACAUUGUAUUUUGAAACAUAUCAGUCAUAAAACAUGUUUUUACCAUAUUUGUAUUUUUUAGGUACUCGCGACAUUCCAUUAAAAACAAAAUAUAGAUUUUAUAUUCCAACAACUGCUUCAACCAUUUUUUUGUAAAUAUAUGCUUCUGUUACAAAUUGCAAUUUCCAAUAUUUGCUUGUUAUGCACACAUCUUUUUAAGAAGUUUUGCUUGUCAUCCGCAGAAUGUCUGUGGGAACGUUUACUCCUAUUUGAAAGGGACUUUUUGUUUUUCUAUUUUAUUUUGCCGUUUGUAAAUUUAAUUGUGAUGCUCUGCACCUGAUUAUUAUUAUAAUUGGAUGUUUGAAUUUUAUUUCUAAUAAAAUGGCUUUUUGAUACUU
Messenger RNA from Pelobates cultripes (western spadefoot toad), 80366 nucleotides. Lineage: Eukaryota; Metazoa; Chordata; Amphibia; Anura; Pelobatidae. The record is from the annotation of a GenBank genome assembly.